This is a messenger RNA of Podarcis lilfordi (Lilford's wall lizard), 80399 nucleotides long. NCBI's taxonomy places the organism in Eukaryota, Metazoa, Chordata, Lepidosauria, Squamata, Lacertidae. The record is from the annotation of a GenBank genome assembly.
AUGGCUUGGAUUAAUGGGUCCGAUGAUGUCGUGGAUGAGACUGGGCUGCAUGUACAGAUAGGGCUGAACCCAGUGCUUAUGAAGACGUUAGCUGGGGUGGAAGCACAGGAAAAUAAAUCAUCAUAUUUAUUUUCUAUACUGCCCUUCAUCAGAGGAUCACAGGGGGGUUUACAGUAUAAAAACACAAAAAUGCAUGACACAGCAGCAACAACAAAACAAAUAUAACUCCCUGCCCCCCUCAAAUUUAAAAGGCUUGUUUAAGUAGUCAAAGGCCCAGGAAAAGAGGAAUGCUUUUGCCUGGCACCUAAAAAUAGGUAAUGAAGGUGCCAGGAGAGCCUCUCUUGAGAGCAUUGCACAAGCAGGGAUCACACAGGUUAUUGGCGAGUAUUGAAUUUGAACAGUUACAUGCAUCCAUGGGACGCGGGUGGCGCUGUGGGUUAAACCACUGAGCCUAGGGCUUGCCAAUCGGAAGGUCGGCGGUUCGAAUCCCCGCGAGGGGGCGAGCUCCCGUUGCUCUGUCCCAGCUCCUGCCAACCUAGCAGUUUGAAAGCACUUCAAAGUGCAAGUAGAUAAAUAGGUACCGCUCUGGCGGGAAGGUAAACGGCGUUUCCGUGCGCUGCUCUGGUUCGCCAGAAGCGGCUUAGUCAUGCUGGCCACAUGACCUGGAAGCUGUCUGUGGACAAACGCCGGCUCCCUCGGCCAGUAAAGUGAGAUGAGCACCGCAACCCCAGAGUCGUCCGCGACUGGACCUAACUGUCAGGGGUACCUUUACCUUACAUGCAUCCAUGUCCCACCUCUGUCUAUUUUGUUUAAAGUUUUAAGUGAUUCAGGUCCCAAGUAUCUCAAAGGCCGUAUUGGGUGCUGAGGUCGGCAGAGGAGGCCCUCUGUGUGCAGAGGCUCAAGGCAGAGACUUUUUUGUGGUGGCUCCUAAGCUGUGGAACUUCCUCUCCACAGAGGUGCGCCUGGCAUUUUCAUUAUACAGCUUACAGAGAAUGCUGAAGAUGCACCUACUUACCCUGGCUUUUGAUAUUUGAGGUGUACGGGUUGUUUUAUUUUUUUGGUGAUUGUAAGCUGCUUUACAGUACACAGUUUUUUAAAAAAAAUUGUGUUUAAUGCUGUAUCCUGCCUUGGGACUGUAGGGUGAAGGGCAGGCAACAAAUAGAUAAACAAAUAAAUAAAGUAUGAAGAAAAUGCAUGCAGGCCACACUCCUAAUUCCCCAUUUAGAACCCAGCCCACUUUGUUUGAUCUUCAGACAUCUGGGUUAUGUUAGUGAGCAGACAUAAAGAAGUUGGCUAGCACAUCCCGAAUUUGAGAAUCUGAAAGUAUUAGGCAGCUAUAACAAUGCACACCAGAAAAUUAAAGAAGUGAAUUGUGUGAAAGUUGGAUUUGAAAAAAACCUCUUGGGCAGCAAAUCGCACUCACAGGAAGUUUGUGGAAAAAAAAUAUUAUUAAUUUUGCUCACCACACUCAGCAUUUUAUUUUCACUUAAUGUAUUUUCACAUAUUUUCUAUUGACUAGUGUUGGUGACUAUUCACCAGAGAGGAUGUUCCGGGGCAACGAGCACCCCGACAAGUUUUGAAGCAACCUCCUCACACAAGUAUUUUUACGCACAAUGAGCAGCAAGUGUACUAAACACGAAUUUCCAGCAUGGCGAGUGCACGUGAAGUCAUCUUGAGGCCGAUUUGUGUGUGGUAAAAUUGUGGGUUGAGCAACUGCGUGGGCCGAGUGGUGUGCUGUGCUCCAAGAAUGUAUCAGGGCCAGGAUAUGCUAUGGCGAGGCUGCCAGAAAUGGCAUGACUGAUGGCGUCUACACGAACGCAAGUUGCAUUUGUGGUUAAGUAAUCUGCGACUUUGCUGCUGCUGUACAACGCGGCUGUGAUCUGGUUCACACUUCAUAUGGCAAGGAUGUUCAGAGUACGAAAGGGCCGUAGCUCAGACCCAAACCACACGUGUGUGGUUGUUUUUAAUACAAAAAGCGCGUCAGGUAGAGGGUGGGGGCUGAUCAUUUUUAGGACUGCAGCAGGCGGGGAUGAGAAAUUAAAGUCUUUCCUCCCCAGUUGCAUUCCAUGGAACAUCCCACCCGCCUCCAGAAACUGAUACUACUUGCAUUGGGAGGAAAUCCCCCUUCAGCAUACUUGGGCCUUUUUUAGUUUAGCAAAAAUACCAGUAAGCGGGUCCUCCUAGAGGAGCAUAAAUGAUGGUGUGGAGAAAGUAGAGAGUUUCUCUCUCUCAAAAUACUAGGCAUCCAGGUCACCUGGAUUCAGGAUAGGCAACAGUACUUCACACAACACAAAGUUAGAGUAUGAGAUUAAGAUUACUUGAAGAUGCAGUAACUAGGGCCGAUGAGAGAGCAUGAUGAGGGCAGGAAGCUGCUACAAAUUACUAGGGCUUGGAAGGACCCCAUUAUCUUGCAUAUGUUUUUAUGUAGCUCUUAAAAUAUAUAUCUUGCGUUCAGUAUAUGCACAAUUCUGAAUGGCUUGCAAACUUGUGCAGUGAACAGAGCAUUUCUGACUCUAUACGCUUCUGGGCUUUGACAGUACGACGGUGCAAUUUCAUCUUACUCUAAGCAGUCGCAUUUACAUGUUUUCGUAAGUGAACACUGUGCAAAUGCAAUAAAGUUGUCGUGUUACACAUCCAAGUUAAAAAUUUAAAGUGCAUGGUUAGUUCAGCAACGAUCGUGAGGGCGAUUGUAUUUUUGACAUGAGCCUUUAGGCUCUUCAUAUUAUCAACAGGUACAGAUACCAUCAUAUUUAUGAUUGACAUAAACAUGAGAUGACACACUUGUUUUAUAUCCUGUGUAAAUAUUUUUAGCUGGUCUGUGCUUACCAGGUUCCCCCUCCCCCUCACGGGACUCCCAAGCUACCCUUGGCUGCCUUAGUAGUAACAAUCACUACCCUGGAUGGUUUAAAAAGGGGAUCGAACAAAUUCACGGAGGAAUAUUGAUGACUAAUAUUUGUGAUGGCUGUAUAAUGCUAUGCCAUGCAUCGAAAGCUGUGUACACCUGAAGGCCAGUCGCUGAAGAGACAACGGCAGGUGAGCGCUUGUGCCAUACUUGUGAGCUUCCCAUGUGAUUCACCAAAGGAUCAGGCCUUUGGUCUGACCCAGCCGGGCUCCUAUUGCGCGUUUAUAAGUAGCACAUUCACAAGAAAGGUUUUCCUCGGGGCUCUGAUGGAGAGGCAAGGAUGAGUUCCCAUUCUGUGCCCACUGUGACCCACCCUCAGCUGAUGCUAUUUUUAUUUGUCAAAAGGGCUUGCGUGUUAAAUGCAAAACCACUUUUAUUUUGCCCUUCAGUGACAGAGCGCAUGUUCUGCACGCAGAAAGCCUUCGCGUCCGACCUUUGGAUAUUUCCAGGUAGGGCUGCGAAGAGCCCCCACCUGAAGACCGAAAGAGACUGUGCCAGCCAGUGAUCCUGAGAUGCCGCCAUGCAAAUGUGGCAUCUCAUGUUCCAGCGUCAUAGAUUGUGGGGCGGAAAUAUGGAUUUAUAAACCUAAGAGGUUCACCAGGAAGCUGCAAGGCAGCUGGCGAGGAGAGGGCCGAGAGAGGCUAGCCAUGAAUAAAAACGCUUGACCGUUUGCAUUUAGCUAGCAACCGGUGGCUCAGCUGGGUGUGAUGCCACUGUGCUUAAUGUGCGAAUGGACCGACCUGCCCGCUAGCAGCAUAGCUCCUGAGCUUGCACAGUCUGAAGCCCCUCUCGCCUCCAAUGCGCUGUGCUUUCCGCAACCCUCUCAGCACAGUUACUGGGGAGCAAGGCGCACUGAUGGCACUGGGGCUUACUUCCAAGUAAAGCCGCACAGGAAUGCGUUGCUGGCCUGCUGCCCGUUGGUAACCCGCGAUUGCGGAUUUUACUUUUAAACUGCUUUUCAAAGAGCGCUGUCAACUUAAGUGGCGCCUUGUACAACAGAAGCACCCUGACCACAUGCACAGGCAGGUGAUGCCCGAAAUCAGUGUUUCCCAACCUUGGGCCUCCAGCUGUUUUCGAACUACAAUUCCCAUCAUCCCUGACCACUGGUCUUGCUAGCUGAGGAUUAUGGGAGUUGUAGUCCAAAAACAGCUGGAGGCCCAAGGUUGGGAAAUGCUGCCCUAAAUACCCUGCCAAGCACACUCACACUUAGGUUAUGGCUGUCACCAGGGGGGCCAACUUGAAUAAAAUAUUGGAGGGGGGGGGACGAUGACAGGUGAGCUCUGCCCUGCAUAAUUGCUCACUUGACGUGCAACCCACCCACCACUGGAAUGGCAAUGCCCAUCAACUUUUUUUGCGGGGGGCAGCCCCCUCAACUAUUUAAUUGGGGUGCAUGGGUGGGUGUAGCCGGGGGGGUACAGAGGGGGGCAGCUGCCCCCUAAACCAAGUAAAUAAAUAAAAAAUGAUUAACUGCGUCUCAGAUAACUCGGUUCUGCACCCCCCCAAUAAAUCCUAUGGCUGUCCCUCCUCCCCCCCCCUACUUGCAGGGAGAAAAGCAGCAGCAGCAGAACACCCCCCCCCUUCUUAAAACGAAGCCUCUCGUUAAUAUCUAACGCCUGGUGAGGAGGAUACAGGCAGCUGCUGCGCCCGCCGCCCGGCGAACUCUGCACAUGCUUAGAGGCGCUCUUUCCCGAGCGUGAGGCGGCGGCGUCGAGCUCGGGCUGGCGAGGGGAGGGCGGCCUGGUGUCGCUGCUGCCCGUGGCCGGAGGAGGCCGAGGGCGGAGAGGAGGAGGAGGAGGACGAGGCGCCGGCGGUUCCCCUCAGGCGGCUCCUGCCAGCCUGCCCAAGAUGGCGGCGCGCGGCUGAGGCGGUUUCGGCCCCUCGCCUCGGCGGCGGCGGCGGCCUCCCCUUCUCGCGGCUGCCUCCCUCUCUCCGUCCUGCCUUGCCGUCCCGCCCCGUCUCCUCCUCCUCCUCCGCGCCCCCUCGCCAUUCCGCCCGCCCUCGGGAGCCGAGCAGGCGGAGCAGGCGCCGCAGGCUGAGGGAGCGCGGAGACAGGGGGCCCCGGGCGCCCAGGAGCCCCGCCAAGGGAGCCGGGGCCCCAGAAGAAGGAGGACGACGAGAACCGCCAGCACCCGCCGCCCGAGCAGGACGGGAGGGCCGCCCCCGCCGCGCUCCUCGCCGGCCCCGGGCGCGCCCGCUCCUCCUCGCCGCCGCCAAGGAAGGCGACGACCCCCGGUCCUUCCCCGCCGAGGAGGGAGGCCUCGGCCCGGCCGGAGGCAGCAGGUGAGCCCGCCGGGGGUGGGCUGAGCUGUCAGGCGAGGAAGGGAAGCCCGGGCCGAGGCUUGCUUUUUUGGGGGGGAGGGCGCAGCUUUGGGGGCUGGGGGAGUUUGCAAAAAUUGAUUAUUUUUGUUGGGGGGGCGAAGAAGCUCGCGGGGGGGGGGAGGUUUAAAGAAGGGGGCGGGGCGCAUUUUUGGGGGGGUCCUCCAAGGGGCGAUUUGGGUGGGUGCGAAGGAGGGGGCGGGGUCCGGGGUGCGUUUUUUUGGGUGGGUGGGCGCUGCACCAGGAGCAGUGGCAGAAGGAGCAGGGCUGCUUUCUGGGGGGUGGGAUUGUAUGAUUUUGAGGUCUGGGUGUGACAGGGAAGGGGGCAGGGGCGUGUUGGUGCAAAAGCCUGGCGAUUGGGGAGGGGGGUCGUCGCGGGGUGGGUGGGUCUGCCAGGGGAGUUUGGUGGGUGCUGGAGAGCAGGGGUCCCCCGGGGGGAGGUCUCUGUGCCAAGAGGAGGUUGUGGCAGAUAGAAGGGAGUUUGCUUCUUUUGGGGUGGGGAAGGAGGGGGGCGUGUGGGGGCAAGGGGACACACGGGGUACCCCCCUCCCGCAGGAAGAAGACCUUUCCCCCAAAUCGGUGCAGACAGGUCAAAGGGGUUGCACUCCCCAGCCCAGAUUAGGGAGCUGUGCAAUGAAAAAAUGGGUAACUAAGACCCUAGGGAGCUGGAAAGCUAUAGGCCGGUGAGAGGAUCUCCCAGAGGGAUCUGUCAGAUGCCAGAGAAGGUGGCAAAGUACCCCAAAACUGGGGAGUAAUGGAAGAUCCCAGCAGUGAUGGAUUUAGGGUGGGGGUGGGCAGUUCCCUCACACAGGGUGCAGAGCGGAGGGGGUGCAAAGUAGUAGCAGCAGUAAUCAUCAUCGUCAACAUCAUCUCUGUAUUUAUACUGGUACAUACUCAGUUAUUGUGAAAAUAAGAAAUAUUGGGGGGUGGGAUUUGCCCAGUUUUGCCUUUGCUCAGGCAGGGUGCCAUAUUACCAAAGUCCACCCCAUAGGCGAUCUGUAGAGAAGUGGAGAGAAGGUGUGCUUGUGUGGGAGUGAUCUUUAGUUAUGGGGAAUAGUUAAGGGGGGAAUGGAGUGGGAAGGGGGUGCCUGGGGUUUGGUGGAAUGUAUGGGAAGGGGUUUCCAACGAGAAAGGGAGCAGCACCAGGCUCUGUGGGGAUGUGGUGUACCAUCCAGUUUCCCUUUACAUCUUUGGUUAAACCAGAGUAGAAAGCAGUUCCUGGAAUUGACAUUAUCUCCUCCCCACAACAAAUCAGAAGUGGUGGUGGUGGUGGUGGUGGUGAAGCAACGGUAAUAACUUUGGCUCUGAAUGGGAGGGCUUGUACCCCACCUUCAAAUCCUGGGAAGAGUCAGUUUAGCAGGGGACCAGGAGGACACUUGAGUCUUAAAAUCGGAGGCUUGUGGAAGGAGAGUGGCAGCAAGUAUUUGUGUGUACAGAGGCAGAGAGAGCGCCUCGGUUGGGAGGAAGUGUGUAUAUGGUGGUUCAAAGUCGAUUAACUAAAAAUCUGUAGGUGGGGAAUGCUCUUGCUCGUUUCUGGGUUAUGUCAAGUGCCACAUACACCCCCUCCCUCACCCUCCCCUUUAAAAUUUCAGAUGAAAAGUGCAAUUUUCAGGAGUAGGGAAAACUUGCCUACUCUUCUCCCACACCUAAACUUUUGACAUGCGCGCGUGUUCAUGUUCUCCUGCAAAACUGCACACAACCACCCGCAAGUUUUAAUAGCAAAGUAGUGAAGCUGCUUUCUUCUUGUCCAGACUGGUCAUUAAGAGUCUGGGCUGCUUUGACUGCGUAAACAUGGCUGGGGCAGGGUGUCGUGCGACGGGCCCAUAUUGGGGCAAAGAUGCGCCGUUGAUGGUGCUGGUGACAAUCCCACAGCAACAGGGGGCCUGUAAGCAGAAGUCUUCAUUGCACAGAGAGAGUGGGCUGGGAGCGUAGGUGUUCUCCGUUGCUGCUUUUAAGUGUGGCCUCUUUGCUUUUGCAUGUUGCAUCUCAUCAUCAGUUGGAUUAUCAAAAGCAGAGGCAGCAAACUCUUUUAUGCACAUUAAUUGUUCACACACUCCUCUUUCAGAGAGCCUGUACUUGUGCAGUUUUUCUGGUUGAAGGAAAUCAAGAUGGUAAUGAGGUAUCGGAUGGUUUGGAGGGUAAUUUGAGCUCAAGAGAUGGAUUUUUUAUUUUUUUUUAAGGGCAAGGGAUGAAAUAGUCUUUGAAUAAGGACUGAGGGUGAUGCGGGUCUGACUUGGUGCUAUGUUAGAGUUUAUGUUUAGAGACUGCCCCAUUUGUGUUGCCUUCUGAAUGGUUUGGUUUCAUAUAAAAGGCUUUUCCAGGCACUUGCCAGUUCUGCUCUAGUGUGUUAUCAAAUCAGCUUAGUGAAUGUGUUUAUAGAUAAUAUGGUUUAAUGCGUUACACCUGCAGCAUAAUGUUGCUGACUGGCAUUACAAUUAUAUGCAAGAAUCUCAUGUUUGAGUGCAUGUAAACGGCUUUCCUACCCUCGACUACAGGCAACUUGAAGUUUCUGAAGCUCACAUCCUGGAAGUGACCCUCUUCUUGAAUUAAUCUCAAGGGUAGGAAAGAGGGAAUGACUUGUUUUUUUUGCUGAAUGUGACAUUCAGGAUGGAAAUAAAUAGUGACUGAAAGGAAACUUUUUUCCAGUGUGGGUUGAGAGCACUGCACCUUUACGUACUGCGGCACAUGUUGACGUUUCAGUAACUGAGAAUUGGGUCAUCAUCCUACCCUUUAUUGUGUAUUCUAAUCAUUCAACUGGUUUACAUUACAAAAACUGGAAAGUAUUCUUUGAAGUAAACCGCACUAUGUUUUAAAAAUAAGCAAAGGUUUUGUAGUUCAGAAAUGGGAAGAGGCUUCCAGGUAUUUUCAGACCUUUUUGGGGCCAUCCUCAGUCUUUUAGGUGCUGUCUCCUUGGAAGAAGGGCAGGAUGCAAAUGUGUGUGUGUGAGAGAGAACUAAAUGUUCACCUGCAAUAUCUGGAGUGGCAUCAAUUUAGACUUCUUUAAAUCCAAUGUCUGUUCAUUCAUUUGACUUCAUUUAUAUAAUCUGUCUCUUAACCUGGAGUCGCUCCCCCGCCCAAGUGACUGACAAUAUAAAUUCAAUUAAAAGUGAACACCACAUAGAAACAAUGAGUUCAUUAAAAUCUAUCCUAAAACUGAAGAAAGAAAAAUACCAGAGGUCAAUGGGGCAGAACUGGUUUCAUUCCAAGUAAUUUCCUUCAAAUGGAUUGAGGGGGUGUGUGAGUUUAAAAGAAAUGAAAAGUGAAAGAAGAGUUGGAAAUGGUUUUCUGUUGGUUGCAUGUGUAAAUCUUCUGCAUAUGAAGAAAUAUUAGUCCGCAGGAUGAAGUUAGCAAGAGCUCUAGUUGUGGUUUUAACAAAAUACAGUGACAUCCUUAAAUAAACUAUGGAUCUUGUUCCCCCAGGAGGCAGUGAUGGCCACCAUCUUGGAUGGCUUUAAGAGAGGAUUAGACCGUGGGUAGGCAAACUAUCUGGCCCAGUCGCCUUCUCAGUCCGGCCUGUGGACGGUCUGGGAAUCAGCGUGUUUCUACAUUAGUAGAAUGUGUCCGCGUGUUUCUACAUUAGUAGAAUGUGUCCGCGUGUUUCUACAUUAGUAGAAUGUGUCCUUUUAUUUAAAAUGCAUCUCUGGGUUAUUUGUGGGGCAUAGGAAUUCGUUCAUUCCCCCCUCCAAAUAUAGUCCAGCCCCCUACAGGGUCUGAGGGACAGUGGACCAGCCCCCUGCUGAAAAAGUUUGCUGACCCCCGGAUUAGACAGAUUCAUGGAGGAGAAGACAAUCAGUGGCUGCUGACCACAGUGGCUAAGCUCUCCUAUCAUGGUUAGUCGCAGUAGGCUUCAUGAGAGAUGGGUGUUCUUGUGCUCGUGUCUUGCUUGCUGGUUGACUAAGAUGAAAACGGGAUGCUGGACUAGAUGGGCCAUUGGCCUCCGUGACGUCCUUAUGUGGUGAUCUGCGGUAGAUCUGUAAGUUUUAACAAUAGCGGCAACAAAAUGACCCCCACCCCUCUGGAUUAUGCUGCUAAAACAUAGACAAUGUGGGUUAAACAGAAGUGGAUUUUAAUGGGGAAGAACUGUUACGGUCCUCCACUUCCAGGGUGGAUAAAAAUCAGUGAUUUUUUUAAUUAAAAAAAUCAAAAAUCAGAUUUUCUUUAUUUAAAUCGGAUUUUUUUUUUAUUUAAAUCAGAUUUUUAAAAUAAAAUUCUUUUGGAGGAAAAAUAUUUCUAAAGAUAGUUUUCUAUUUAAGUUACAUUAUAGUCCAAAGGCUGUUCAUCAGAAAAUAAGGAUUUGUUUUAAGUUUUUCAUGUGUGCUAAAACUCAGUCUAAGUUUUUUUUUAAGUUUAACCACAACAGUUAACAAACAUGGAUACAUGUGUUAUAAUGUUAUUGCUUUAGUUAAAUAAAUUGUUUAAAUUGUUAUUAAGGAAAUGAUUAUUUUUCUCUUUCCAAUAAAGUACAUCAGAAAAGUUAUGCAAAUAUAAACAGUUAACUUAUUAAACCUCAUAAUAAUUUCAUAAUUAUCUGUCUAUGUAUUUCUAAUAGUAUAACCAAAUCUGUAAUUUUUGAUAUAACUGUAAAAAGUACUCUGAAAAUUUAUUAUUCCAAAAAUGAAACCAUCUGUUGUAAAUAUUAAGAUUAUACCAGCAAGAAUGAGUCUUUCUGUAAAAAAAGAGAGAUUUAAAUCAAGUCUUACUGACUAGUGAUUUAAAUCGUGAUUUAAAUCGUGAUCGAUUUAAUUUAAUUUAAUUGAUUUGAUUUAAAUCAGAUCCACCCUGUCUAGUUCUAGUACUCAAAGCAAAUUCCUGAAUAUGCUCUCAACUGGAUUGACCGGGUUCAUUUGUUCCAGCGGCGGGUGUUUGGUUUUUAUUGGGAGGUGUGUGUAGGCGCAUGCACAAACUUUAAUACUUCGCAGUUCUAAUACUGCAAGAGUGCUCAAGAACUGUGAAUAGAUAGGUUUGCCUACUUAUAGAGGGAUUUCCCCCCCCCCCCCCGGCCGCAAGGAGGAAAACGACCUAAAAUAGAAAAACUUGAGUAUAAAACCAUAUUUCAGUGGUGAUGAAAUAUUUUGUUUUCCGCCGGCGUGCGGAGUAGAUCAAGCUGAUGUUCAUUUCAAAUAUAUGGACAAAGGAGUCUGUUUUUUGCAGGAUUGUUCUUUAAGUCUGUGGCUAUUAGCUGUGGAUUAAAGAAAAACAGAUUGACGAGAUAUGUGGCAAUGCAUUGUCAAAUAUUGCAGCAUUGCCCUUUUUGCAUUCUUUCCAAGAACUUGGCAUGAUAUUUGGGGAUUAAGUUAUCAAAUGGAGAUAUUUGAUGCAUCAGCUGAGCUUUUUUUUUUUUUUUUAAUGCACAAAUUUCCUCUUACGGCAAGCAUGAAUAUUUUAUUUCAUUUAUUAAAUUUUUUAGUCCCUAUAUCUUGCCCAAGGCAACCCAGAGUGACUUCCAUCCAUCCAACCAACCAACCAACCAAAGAAAAUACCCACGAUACAUUAAACCCAGGUUGGAGAAGAAAUGCAUUAUUCAUAAGUGUGACUAAUUUACAGUUUGUUAUGGAAAGUAAGUUGUGACUUAUAGAAAUGGCUGUCUUGUAUCUUAACACUGUUUCGGAAUUAUGUAUUUUACCCCAACUCCUGAGCAUCAUGCAUUUGAAAAUAUAAUCUUAGUUGUUUAUUAUUAUUAUUAUUAUUAUUAAGCUUACAUUGUUCAAGUAUAUUUGUAAUGAGCUGAUUUGGAGAGAAAUUUGGUGAUUGCUGCUAGUUCGGGAAGUUUGAAAGGGAAGCAGUCAGAACUUAUUACUAUUACUGUACAGUAUUACUUAUUCCAUUUAUGAAUCUCUUCUCAUGAAGCAUUUUGAAUUGAUUUUGCAUUACAAUAAAAACAUAUCUAAAACAAUUGCAUGUAUUUAAAAAACAGUUAAAAUAAUUGUAUAUAUAAAGCAGUUUCAAGUCCAAUAAACAUACCAACUGGCCAUAGAAAUCUUGACUUAGAGGGCUUUUGAAAGAGGAAAGCCUUCAACAGGCACCAUAAAAUGUGGGUGGUAGUUUUACUCAGAGUAGACCCAUUGAAAUUAAUGGGUCUGACUUUUUACUGAGUAAAAUUUAGUUAAAUCCCACCCGUGGUCUGUAUAUAGUCAUUGCCUUUCUGAACUCCCUGUGAGGGAGUUCCAAUGAUAAGGCCCCCCACACUAUAGUCCAAAGUCCUAAGUUGCAAUUAUGAAUCAAUAAUGCAAGAUAUAAUAUUAUGGGGAAGCUAUUCAGCGAUGGGGGGAGUUGUCCUUAUUUUUGUGAAAGUAAAGUUUUAUGUUUUUGUUUUGCCUAUUAUGCUUGCUAGAAACCAUGAUCCUUCACCGUUUGAAAACGUUGUUUUAAAAAGUUUUAGGUAAAGUUCUGUGUUGGGCUUCAAAGAGAAAAAGAAGCAAAGCAACUUGAGUGUUAAAACAAACUAUAUGAGAAAAGACUAUGGGACUAAAAAAACUCUGGGAAAGAGCAAAUACAGUUUUGACUGGCAUAUGUGGGGGACAAUAUUUUUACAUAUUUUACUCAGCCCUCCAGAUGUUUUGAAACUACAAUAUCCAUCAUUCCUGACCACUGGUCCUGUUAGCUAGGGAUGAUGGGAGUUGUAGUCCCGAAACAUUUGAAGGGCCGAGUAUGCCUUUGCCUGGUGUAGGUGCUUGGCCUCAAUGGGAGGCUACUUUCAUUUACAUUAAAUUAAAAAGAGACCUUUUGUUUGAGACACAGGCUUAAAAUAUUUAAUUGCAUCUGGUGCUAUGCUAAUAUGGUUCUGCUGGUGCAACAGGACUUCCAUUUCUUUCCCCGCCCCCAUCCACCUGCCCCCUUCAACCUUAUAGAGCUGUUUUUGAAGGUGUGUUGGGAGAGAGGAAGAGGAAGCUCCACCCACAUGGAAGCCUGUUGCACCAUCAGAGCUGUAAUAUUUUAUAGGGCCUAUUGUUGAUAUCCGAAAAGACUUGAGAGUAUUUCAUACAUAAUGAAACUGGAAGUGUCUGUUGUCCGUUGCCUAACUUGCUUGUGUAAGGUAGUCUGUGUUGAGCCUUAUAGGUAAAUACUUCCCCACCCCAGGAACUGGAAUAAUUAUUCUCUGUACUAUAACCAGAUCUGGAUUUACAUUAGGGCUGGCAACUCUGAAGAGUUUGGUAGGUUGAGGAUUGGGUUUUUUUGCACAAACUGCUGUAUUUGGAAUGGGCUGUUUCCAUAAAACUAGCAAGAAUGCAUCCAGCCACAACCAGUGGGGUCUCAUUUGGGCUUGGGGAUGCAUCAAACAUUUAUGCGUCUUCCGUGUGGAGAGCACUUCUGUGUUGGGAAAAGAAUAUACAGAUCUUUCCAUGUAACUUUGCGUUGUAUAAACAUGUUAGCUUGGUUUCCAUUUCAUCAACAACAAGAAGGAACUGAGCUUUAUUUAGUACAACUUCAGGCAAGUCGCCGAAUAAAUAGAGCUGCAAUAUAACUUAUUGUCAAUUAUAUUACCGCAAAUAUAUGAAAGUUUGAUUUGCAAUAUAUGAAAGUUUGAUUUGCUUUACCAGUCAAGGAACAGAGCUCACAAUUGCACAGGGAAAGUUACGAAUUCUUCCUAAAAGGAUGAAAUUACAUCUGCCAAGGAUGUUGGAAGUAUGGCAGAAUACAUAAGAAGGUGGGACUAGAUGACUCAAGGAAGUUGCUUGGAAUUUGCAUAAUUUAUUCUUUUAAUUUAUUCUAAAUUCACAGAAAAACUAAAAAUGGCAGAAGGAAGUGGCAUUUGGGGAUUUUGCAUAAAAUUUUAAAGAUUUAUAUGUACAUGAUUUUAGGUCUUGGUUCAGAUCACAAUAUUUUUCAUUCUGAUCAUGUUAGGGGCUGAGUUCCACAAUAAAGGCAAGCCAUAAAUCUAAAGGGGCAAAAUUAAACCCCCAAGCAGCCCCACUGAGGGCUGAAUAUGCUCAGAAGCCACGGCUUGCAGGCUGACUGUUUUGGGGCUGGGGGAGGAGUGAGGAAACUGGAUUUGAAUCUCUUAAUGCAGGUCCCACUUGUAAAAAUAAUUGUCCUACUUCAAAACAGCAAACUGAAAAAGGCCCCUCUCUGUACGCACACAGACAACCAGUCUAAAGCCGCUCUGAAAUAAAGUAAGCAACUCUGACCCAGUUUCCUUUAUGUUUCUUCAGAGUCAUGCUUCUCACAUGUACUCAACUUGAUUUCUCUUUUAAAUAGGAACCGAACUUGAGAUUUCAUCAUUCCAUUCUCACAUCAACAAUAUUCAGUGCAAAGCAAAGGAAAAGUUGCACAAACUGUUUGGACAGUUUGCUGAACAGUUAGGUUUGAAAGCCAUUUAUUCUGAAAGUGGAACUAAGCUCCCAACCCUCAGGAAAGCUAUGUUGCAGCUGUUUGUACAACUAUGUAUACCCAGCCAAACAUAGACUGUCCAUUUUCAGUUUCUUCUCUUUUAUUCCAGCAAGUUAUUGAUGUUUUAUGCUAGAUUAGCUGAAACCAGGCAGUUUGGGACAAUGAAAUUUCCCUUCUGGCCAAUACACCUGAGCAAGAUAUUUGAAGACCCUUUGACUUUACUGGGUGCAGGAUUUCAACCCUGGUUUUUGGAUGCUUCAUAGUUCUGCUAGUCCUUCAGUAAGGUAGUAAAUAUUACAUGGUACUGUUGCGCUCAGAUCCUGCUAACCGGUUUCCAACAGGAAUCUGGCUGGCCGUUGUGAGAACAGGAUAAUGGGCUAGAUGGCCCACUGGCCUGAUCCAGCAGACUCUUCUUGUGCUCUCAGAGGAAGGGCAGUUUAGAAAUAAACCAGUAAUAAUAUUUGUGAGGGACAGUACAAUCCCCAUCAAAGUCAGGAACACAGGGUCCUUCCAUACACAGAGUCAGACCACUGAGCAAUGCACUACACACACUGACAGAGGUUCUCCAGGGUUUCAGAUAGCAGCCUUUUCCAACACUACCAGGAGAAGCUUAGGAUCGAACCAGAUCUACUACUAAGCUACGUUGCUGCAUAAAACUAGGGCCAAAGCAGACAGCGUGAGGAAAAAUAACAGUGAGAGGAUAUUUGCUAAGCAUAAUCCACAACUAUUCUGAAAUGAGUAGGCAAACUAAGGCCUGGGGGCUGGAUCCGGCCCAAUCACCUUCUAAAUCUGGCCCGCAAACGGUCCAGAAAUCAGUGUGUUUUUACAUGAGUAGAAUGUGUCCAUUUAUUUAAAAUGCAUCUCUGGGUUAUUUGUGGGGCAUAGGAAUUCGUUCAUUUUUUUCUUCAAAAUAUAGUCCGGCCCCCCACAAGGUCUGAGGGACAGGGGACCGGCCCCCUGCUGAAAAAGUUUGCUGACCCCUGGGUCACUGUAUUCUGUAUGUGCUUUCAGAUGGAAAUGUAUAAGGAAAGGACUUUGGGAGUCCUUUUGUGAGUUGCAGGGCUUGCCCAGGCACUGUAUUCCAGUGGUUUUCAAGCCUUUUACUUUGACGUAACUCAUGGGAGUCUUGCAUGUUGCAGAGGAAUUGGAACGCGUUCUAGGGUGUAUGCUGCUCCCUCAGGAUGCUUGACUAGGAUUGCUGGGCCUCUUCUCAUCCUCUGAACUGAGAGCAUAACUUAUAGAACAGCCAGUACUCUCCUGCAGCUCCUCAUAGUGAAAUUCCUUAGAAGAACCACUGCCAGAAGCAUUGACUGGACAGUUCAUUCCCUGGACUACCCCAUCACAGAUUCUUAAUGUUUAAUUAUACUUACAGUUAACUUAAACACUUUAUUUUAAGGCCACCAGUUUGCCGUGUGCUAAUGUUUAUGCCAUAUGCAUUAUGCUGAUAUUGUUAUAUAAACCUGAUGUUGUCAUGUUGGUUUUAGCCAAGGAUCUUGUAAGAACCUCCCAAGUCCAGGGACCUCCUGGCAGCUGGGUUGGGGUUUUGCUCUCUUAUAAGAGAUGUGGCUCCUUAGCUUGCCUAGAGCCAACCUUAGGUGAUUAGCACAGGUUGGUGGCGGCGUCUUUUUCCAGGCAGACCUAGGUAAAUUUAAACUACCCCAUCCCCAUUUUAAUUGCUGAGCAGAAUAAUAAUAGUACAUUAAAUAAAUAAGAGCUGGUCAACAGGUUUUUUAAUUUUAUUUUGAUGGCUUAUUCAUAUUAUACACACACCUCUUUCUGUAUAUAAAAAAGGGCCAAAUAUUGGGCUGCUAAGUGCUGAAAGAAAAUAAGGGGAAGGGGAAGCAGGUCCUCAAAAUAAAGAAAAAUAAGCAUAUGGUUGGAUAUUAUUCAGAAGUGUAUUGUUCCAAAAUAUUACAAAUAAAGUCUAUCUUUCAACAAACCUAUUUGUCCGUUCUUUAAUUGGUCUUCCAAAAAUUAAGAGGUCAUCCUUUUUUUUUUCUGGGCUGCUGGGCACAUUUUGGCAAUCACAGUUACGGUAGGUUUACACUUAAUUUUUAGGUCAGUGUCAUUGGUUAAACCUUUAAGGGAGCUUAGUAGUAUAAUUUUAGGAUUAUGUGGUAAUAGAUAUCCAGCUAUUUAAUUGAUUGAGUUCAUAAUGGUUGUACCAAACCAUAGUGUUUUAGGAAGUCUCCAAAAAUCUUCAAAAUUCUUCUCUUUUCACCUUGUCACACCAACAGUUAUACCCUGUGCUACUGCUGACAUUGAGUUACAAAGAAAUUUUCAUCCAGAUCAGCAAGUAAUAAGUUAGGUGGUAUGUUCUUCCGUAUCCGGUGCUGUUUAUUUAUAUGGAUUUCUUUUGCCCUCUUUCUUACAAACAUACUGGCUGAAUUCCUAAGCUACAGUAAGAAGGCAUAUAACUUGCCUAUAAAGCCUUUUUACUUCAGUCUGCUCACCUUGGUUUCUCUCCCUGGUCCCCAUUUGCCUUUCUGUGUUUCCUGCAUAAGGGAAUUGAUGCAUAUCUUGCCUGAAACUAUGGAAAUCUUGGGGACCUACUCCCAUGCAUAGUCACCCCUUUAAAAUAUUCCGGCCUCUUGCCAAGUUUCCGAUCACAUUGUUGCCAUAGUGAUAUGUCUCUUGCCAUACCCAGAACAUACAUGAAGUGUGCAUUACAGAAGACACAGAUCCACGGUAAUAAUGCAAGGGUUUAUUUUUUAUUUUUUAUGCAUGUCACAUCUUUAUGUUUAAGCCUAUAUUAUAGUAUACACAGGUGUGGGACGCGGGUGGCGCUGUGGUCUAAACCACAGAGCCUAGGGCUUGCCGAUCAGAAGGUCGGCGGUUCGAAUCCCCUCGAUGGGGUGAGCUCCCGUUGCUCAGUUCCAGCUCCUGCCCACCUAACAGUUCGAAAGCACGUCAGAGUGCAAGUAGAUAAAUAGGUACUGCUCCAGCGGGAAGGUAAACUGCGUUUCUGUGCGGUGCUCUGGUUCGCCAGAAGCGGCUUAGUCAUGCUGGCCACAUGACCUGGAAAAACUGUCUGCAGACAAACGCCAGCUCCCUCGGCCAAUAAAGCGAGAUGAGCGCCGCAACCCCAGAAUCGUCCGCGACUGGACCUAACGGUCAGGGGUACCUUUACCUUUUUAUAGUAUACACUAGCUAGCUAAUGGAGAUCAGAAGACCCUUGGGUGGGAUCCCGUAGAUUCCUAGGGACACAAUUAGCUGGCAAUCAGCUACUGUAUGUGUAGGCAGUGACAUGUUUAUAUAAACAUGAGUAGGUGCUGGUUUGUUUUGGGUCAGUCUUACACCAAGUUACUCACUUUUGCAUACUUGGGCACUGUACCCUUCAACACCCCCUAUAUAACUGUUCUCAGUGCAACGAAGUGUCACCCUGUGCAGAGCUCUCUGGUCUUAAGGCCUUUCUUAGCCUUUUCUUUCUGUUUCUUCCUUGAGGCCCCCACCCCGCUUCCCUACUUUGCCUAUCCCUGUGUUCCUUCUCAGAUUGCUUCCAUGGAACUGACCUCUUGUCUAUCCAGAGUGUUCAUUCCCUUGGCAAUGCACAUCUGUAUGGCAGUUUUCCUGCGAAUGGCCGUGUGUAUCACUGCCUCCUCCUCCUCCUCCUGCAGCCUAUUCCCCUCUUAAGGGGUUCUGAUCUCGGAGAGAGGCGUUGGGUUUGACCAAACCGUGAGACUGUCUCUGCACAGUUAUCGUCCUGCUUUCGUUGAUUCUACCCCUAAAUAUACCCAGUGGUUUCUCAUGCUGUUAGAAAGCUUAGGAAAAAACCUCUGCAGGGAUGACUGAUAUACAUGGGUGAACAAAUCAUUGUUAAAAGUGCGGAUUGGAAAAUAAUUGCAUUAAACAAGAAAAUCCCCCCCUCUCCUCUAUUUACAUUGAAAUCUUUUCUUUUUUCACCCCACCUUCUGCUGGCAUAGAGUAGUCCUUUGCUAUCUGUCAGUCACUGGCAGCCCCUGUCUUAGGAGAGGGCCGCCUCUGGAUGCUGUCCAGGAAUGCAGGAUGACAGCCAGCACCCUGCUUUGGGGUCUCUUGGAACUCGUGCAGCUGUUGUCCCUCCUUCUGGUCAUGGGACUAUGGCGGGGUGGGCUGGGGAGAAGGGGGAGGCUUUUGUAGGAGUCGGCCAGAAAUGCGUUCAGUUGGAUUGGAGGAAAGCAGCAGAGGCAUGCAGCUGGAUGACGGUGACAUGAAAUCCGCAGCUGUUUUCUCUUGCUUUUACUCUGCACCGAUUUUGCUGCUGACUGCAUGUUUUCUCUCCCUUCCUUCCACCUCCCUCCACCCCUUGGCUCAUUCUUUCGGCUCUGUGCUUUCUCACAGAAGCAUGUUUCUGGGUUGUUAGAGCUUACUGUAACUCUGGCUUGUCCUCUUACAGUGUUUGAUGGUGGCUGUUUGGAUUGUACAUAGCAAUAUGGGGCCUAGGUACUUGAGUGCAACUCCUGGGUUCCUUUCAGAUGACCUGUUUAGUGAGCAUCCGUGCUGAUUUGCUUUCACAGGGUAUGCGGGGAGGUCAUAAGAUGGCAUGCCAACCAACUGUUACUCCAGUGCAUUUGUCUGUCAUUUUUUAAAAUACAAAACAUUGGUUUUGGGUGGGUGAGGGGAAGAGUGUCGCUCAAGAAGUGCCAAAUCCAUUUUAAUUGCAGAUCCUGAAUUUGCUGUAUGACUGAAUCCCACCCACAAAAUAACACCAGUCUGGAGGUUGCCCUGGAACACCUGCAAGGGGGAAUGCAUUGUUAUGAAUAAAUGUAAGCAUAUGAAACUGCCUGGUACUGAAUCCGAUCUUUCUUCUUGUUCCUUCUGACUGGUAGUGGCCCUUCAGGAUCUUGGCCAGGGUUCUUUUCCAGCUUGGCUACCUGGAAUCCUCUGAAUCUCAGACUUACUACAUGUGAAGCAUGGGCAAUGGCUUCUCCUUUUUUUAUUCAAGAUGCCACUGCUUUGCUAACACAUGAGAGAGGGAGUAAAUUGAGAUUGCCCCCAACAAGAUGAUGGAAGAAUAGCAAUAGCAGAAAGGCAAGCUGUGAGUACGUAGAAUGGGAAAUGGAAUGGGGAGGAGCCUGGCUGGAGCACUUGAUAUCCUGCAGUAACUAUUCCGUCUUUGUGGCCUUUCCUGCCCAAUACUUUAUUUUCUUUCAUGAAGAUCUGAAAUUUAUUCCAAAAUGGAUUAGGCAGCAAAUACAGGGCAGCUACAUGAAAAUGCCUACAGACCCACUUGUCAUUCCCAUAGUUAGCAUGUUCUAUAUCACUUUAAAGAUAAAUUUUCCAAGUUUCAUUAUCUGGAAACAGUUUUCCAAAAUGACAUUUUACACACAAGUGAAACAACCAGAAGUGAGACAUGCAAUAUUGCAUAAGAACAUAAGAAGAGCCUGCUGGAUCAGGCCAGUGGCAUAUCUAUUUUAUUCUAUUUUAUAAAAUUUAUACACUGCUUGGCUGUAAAAAACCCAAAAAAAACUUCAAAGCAGUUUACAACAAGUCCAUCUAAUCUAGCAUCCUGUUCUCAAAUCGGGCAACCAGAUCGCUGUGGGAAACCAGGAAGCAGGAUUCGAGCAUGAGGAUAGCUAUUCUUGGAGGGAAGAACAAGCCAUUUAACACAGAAAUAGUUUAUUUUAUUUUUUUUAAAUGAUAUUUAUUAAAGUUUCAAAGAAAAGAUUACAUAGAUAAAAAGAAAAGAAAGAGAAAAAGAAAUAAAAAAGAAAAAAUACAAAUUACAGAAAAAAGAUAAAAAAACACUUAAAAAACACAUCGAUCUUUCCAUACCUUACAUUUCAUUUCCUUACUUCCCUGACUUCCUCGCACCUCCCCUUUUUGUAUUCCCGUUUACAAAAUCCUUUCAGCAAAUCCUUACCCUCUUUCAUUUAUCUUUACUCUGUAUCUUAACCUAUUAUAACUAUAUAUUUUCAUCCAUAUAACUAUCAAUAUUUACAUAUUCUUAUUAACCUUAUUACCAAAACCACUUAUUUUCAGUCCAACAUCAUUUUAACAUUCAUUAAUUUUACAGUAUUUCUGCAAAUAGUCUUUAAACUUCUUCCAAUCUUCUUCCACCAACUCUUCUCCCUGGUCUCGGAUUCUGCCAGUCAUUUCCGCCAUUUCCAUAUAGUCCAUCACCUUCAUCUGCCAUUCUUCCAAAGUGGGUAAAUCUUGUGUCUUCCAAUACUUUGAAAUAAGUAUUCUUGCUGCUGUUGUAGCAUACAUAAAAAAAGUUCUAUCCUUCUUUGGCACCAAUUGGCCGACUAUACCCAAGAGGAAGGCCUCUGGUUUCUUCAGGAAGGUAAAUUUAAAUACCUUUUUCAUUUCAUUAUAGAUCAUCUCCCAGAACGCCUUGAUCUUUGGGCACGUCCACCAAAGGUGAAAGAAUGUACCUUCAGUUUCUUUACAUUUCCAACAUUUAUUAUCGGGCAAAUGAUAGAUUUUUGCAAGCUUGACUGGUGUCAUGUACCACCUAUAAAUCAUUUUCAUAAUAUUCUCUCUUAGGGCAUUACAUGCCGUAAAUUUUAUACCUGUGGUCCACAACUGUUCCCAGUCAGCAAACAUAAUGUUAUGUCCAACGUCCUGUGCCCAUUUAAUCAUGGCAGAUUUAACCGUCUCGUCCUGAGUGUUCCAUUUUAACAGCAAGUUAUACAUUCUUGAAAGUAUCUUUGUUUUAGGAUCUAACAGUUCUGUUUCCAACUUUGAUUUUUCCACCUGGAAGCCAAUUUUUUUGUCUAAAUUAUAAGCCUCUCUUAUUUGAUAAUAGUGAAGCCAAUCUCGCACUUUAUCUUUUAGUUUCUCAAAACUCUGCAGUUUCAAUUUGUCUCCUUCCUGCUCCAAAAUUUCCCAAUAUUUCGGCCACUUGGCCUCCAUAUUGAGCCUUUUCAGGGCCUUUGCCUCCAUCGGUGACAACCACCUUGGGGUUUUGUUUUCUAGUAAGUCUUUAUAUCUUGUCCAGACAUUAAACAAUGCUUUCCUGACAAUAUGGUUUUUAAAUGCUUUAUGUGCUUUGACCUUGUCGUACCACAAGUAUGCACGCCAUCCAAAAACAUUAUUAAAUCCUUCUAAAUCCAAAAUGUCUGUGUUCUCAAGAAGCAGCCAAUCUUUCAACCAGCAGAAAGCUGCUGAUUCAUAAUAAAGUUUGAAAUCUGGCAGGGCAAAUCCCCCUCUUUCUUUUGCAUCAGUUAAUAUUUUAAAUUUUAUUCUGGGCUUCUUGCCCUGCCAGACAAAUCUAGAAAUAUCUCUCUGCCACUUCUUGAAACAAUCCAUUUUGUCUAGAAUUUGUAAUGAUUGAAACAAAAACAGCAUUCUCGGCAAUACAUUCAUCUUUAUAGCAGCAAUUCGACCCAACAAGGAAAGCUUCAGAUUUGACCAUAUUUCUAAAUCCUUUUUCACAUCCGACCAACAUUUUUCAUAAUUGUCUUUGAAUAAGUUCCCAUUUUUAGCUGUCAUAUUAAUCCCCAAGUAUUUCACCUUCUUAACUACUGUUAAACCUGUCUCAUUCUGAAACCUCUCUUUGUCAAUCAUUGUUAAGUUUUUCUCAAGGACUUUAGUUUUUAACUUAUUCAACUUAAAUCCUGCCACAUGACCAAAUUCUUGGAUCAGUUCUAAUACUCUUUUAGUACUAGAUUCUGGCUCCUGUAAAGUCAAUACUAAGUCAUCUGCAAAGGCUUUCAAUUUAUAUUGUUUAGCUCCGACCUUUAUACCCUUAAUCAGAUGGUCCCUUCUAAUCAUAUUUAACAAAACCUCCAGGACCGAAAUAAAAAGUAAUGGGGAAAUUGGGCAGCCUUGUCGUGUCCCUUUCUCUAUCUUGAAUUCCUCUGUCACCACAUUGUUAAUUAUUAGUUUAGCCUUUUGUUCUGAAUAAAUUGCACUUAUACCAUUUUCAAACCCUUGACCGACCCCCAUCCCCUGAAGAUUUUUCUUCAUAAAGCUCCAAGAAAUAUUGUCAAAGGCUUUAUCGGCAUCCACAAAGAUUAAAACUGCUUUGGUGUUAAUGUCCUCUUGCAACUUCUCCAAAAUGUUAAUUAUAUUCCUCGUAUUGUCAGACAAGUGUCUGCCUGGGAGAAAGCCAGCUUGGUCCUUAUGUAUCUCUUCCCCUAAUACUUUUUUUAGCCUUUUAGCCAAAAUGUCAGCAAAUAUUUUAUAAUCCACAUUUAACAGGGAUAUGGGUCGGUAGUUCUUAAGUUGUGUCUUUUCAGACUCAGUUUUCGGUACAAGUGUAAUAUAUGCUUCUUUCCACGACUCUGGCGCUUUUUCCCCCUCCAAAAUUUCAUUGGAAACCUCCUUUAGUGGUUGAAUUAUCCAGUCCUUCAAAGUUCUAUAGUAUUUUGAGGUUAAACCAUCCGGCCCUGGAGAUUUUCCCAACUGCAUAUUCUGAAUGGCACCUUCUACCUCCUGUUCCGUAAUUUUGUAAUUCAACAUUGUCUUAUUUUCUUGAGAGAUUUUUUGCAAUCCAUUUGUUUUCAGAAACUGGUCUAUAUCAAACUGUUUCUGAGGCCCUUGUGUAUAUAACUGUUUAAAGUACCUCUGGAAACAUUUUCUAAUUUCCACUGGAUUCUGAAUGUUCUUUCCAUCCACCUCCAAAUUAGCAAUAGUGUUUAGCUUUUGUCUUUUUUUCAUCUGCCAAGCUAACAGUUUCCCACAUUUAUUAGCCGAUUCAAAAGUCCUUUGUCUCAUUUGUUUAAUUUUCCAUUCAAUUUCCUGAUUCAUCAUCUUCAUAUAUUGCACUUGAUGUAACUUUAUUUCUCUCAGAAUCUCUUGUGAAUUUGGUUUCACUCUCAGUUUCUUCUCGCCCUCUUUUAUUUUUUCCAAAAAAAUUCUUUUUUCUCGUUUUGAGCUCUCUUCUUUAAUGAAUUCUGUUGAAUCAGGAACCCCCUCAUAACUGCUUUGCUUGCGUCCCAGAUUACUCUUUUUUCGACGGUAGUGUUCAAGUUUAUCUCAAAAUAGUCUCUCAGGGUUUUUUGGGCCUUCUUGGUAACCUCUUGAUCUCUAAACAAGGUGUCAUUCAUCCUCCAUCUGAAGGAACCGGUUAGUGUUAGUUUCAUCUCCAUUUUCACGGCAUUAUGGUCGGAGCACGUCUUGGGGCAGAUCUCUACUUUUCGAGUCUUAGGUGCCAGUCCUCUAGUUAUCCAGAUUUGGUCAAAUAGUUUAAUGUUAAUUGGAGUUCAAAUAAUAUUAGCUAAAGUACAAAGUAUUAUGUAAAGAAGCUUACAAAUGUUACAUUGGUUACUAUGGAGUCACCCUAUAUUUAUGUGCAGUUCUCCACCAUUCAGGUACUACUUGAUCUGCUUCACAUACAGUACAUCAAGGGUAGGCAAACUAAGGCCCGGGGGAUGGAUCCGGCCCAAUUGCUUUCUGAAUCCGGCCUGCAGACGGUCCGGGAAUCAGUGUGUUUUUACAUGAGUAGAACGUGUCCUUUAUUUAAAAGGCAUCUCUAGGUUAUUUGUGGGGCUUGCCUGGUGUUUUUAAAUUAGUAGAACAUGUGCUUUUAUUUAAAAUGCAUCUCUGGGUUAUUUGUGGGGCACAGGAAUUUGUUCAUAUUUUUUUCCAAAAUAUAGUCCGGCCCCCCACAAGGUCUGACCGGCCCCCAGCUGAAAAAGUUUGCUGACGCCUGCAGUACAUGAAGCAGUGGGGGCGGGGGGGGGGGAUGCUGCCUUUGGCUUAUAAUGCAUGUGUGUUUCAACACCGGAAUAGCAACCACAUAGAAAAGCAAAACUCUAGAAGUGUACCCCUGAACCUAAGGAACCUGAACCUAAAGAACCUAAAGCCAAUGCAAUUCUGGGCUGCAUCAAUAGUAUAGCAUCUAGAUCAAGGGAAGUAAUAGUGCCACUGUAUUCUGCUCUGGUCAGACCUCACCUGGAGUACUGUGUCCAGUUCUGGGCACCACAGUUCAAGAAGGACACUGACAAACUGGAACGUGUCCAGAGGAGGGCAACCAAAAUGGUCAAAGGCCUGGAAACAAUGCCUUAUGAGGAACGGCUAAGGGAGCUGGGCAUGUUUAGCCUGGAGAAGAGGAGGUUAAGGGGUGAUAUGAUAGCCAUGUUCAAAUAUAUCAAAGGAUGUCACAUAGAGGAGGGAGAAAGGUUGUUUUCUGCUGCUCCAGAGAAGCGGACACGGAGCAAUGGAUCCAAGCUACAAGAAAGAAGAUUCCACCUAAACAUUAGGAAGAACUUCCUGACAGUAAGAGCUGUUCGACAGUGGAAUUUGCUGCCAAGGAGUGUGGUGGAGUCUCCUUCUUUCGAGGUCUUUAAGCAGAGGCUUGACAACCAUAUGUCAGGAGUGCUCUGAUGGUGUUUCCUGCUUGGCAGGGGGUUGGACUCGAUGGCCCUUGUGGUCUCUUCCAAUUCUAUGAUUCUAUGAUUCUAUGAUUCUAAGUGUUCUGUUCAUCCAAAAAUCUGCUUAUGAGCCCUUGAAUUCCCACCAAAUCUUUGCCUUACUGUACUCUUGUUUCCACAGCAGGGCACAGAAUACUCAAGGAUACGCCUUCUAAGGGCUGCGUGCGUACUGGGGUCUGGAGGCAAUUACGAGAAUUGGUACGAGAGUAGGAAGCUUAGAUUAAUAAGGAGGCAGCCAGCAGAGAUGUUAUAAUCUGACCCAGAAGCCACUGCCUGCCAUUUAACAGAACUCUUAAGUCAAAUACGCAGGCUUAUUACAGCUGUGGAUGUGAACCUUGUUCUCAUAGGUAAAUCUCCCUUAACAGUGUACAGGCUGUGGUUGCAUCUUGAAACUGAGUGAUGAAAUCCAAAUGGCUGCAGUUUUAAGAACAGAUAGGCAGCCACGGGAGAGGGAAAAACAAGAGAAGCAGUUCGUUAUUGCACAAAAGUUAAGGCUCGCUUAGCGCUUGUUAAACAGGCUCAGCAACUCGGUUACAAAGGUCAGAGCCUGUGCCUCUCGCUGUUCAAUGUCAGAAUCCAUGUUCCAAUCCUCAAACUUUCUUCCACAGCUUUGGUUGCUGGCCUUCAACCUUUCCAAAGCCAGGACCCACCUUUAACCCUCUCCUGCAAUAUGGAAACCACCUUUAAUUUUUUAGUAUAUUAUCCUUACCUUUUAAUAUGUUUAUGUCUUCCCAUUUCCCUGGUGUUCUAUCUUAGUCCUUGCCUCUUCUUCGCUCUCCAAAAGAUGCAUUAUAUGAACCAUCUUAGAGGGAGGUCAAGUGACCCAUCAGUUAGAAAAUAUUGACAUGGAACGGCUUUCCCCAACCUUGUGCCCCCUCCCCUAGGUCUUGGACCUAUGAGUCUCAGCCAACAUAGCCAAUGGUCAGGAACGAUGGAAGUGGUGUAGUCCACAAUAUCUGGAGUGCAAGCGAUGUGGGGAAAUAUGAUGCAGACCAGGCCACCUACCUAUCUUUGCCUGGCGAGAGGUCAUUUAAAACAUUUAAAUACAAAAAACAGCAGAUAUAUAUAUGAUAGAUAGAUAGAUAGAUAGAUGAUAUACAAUACGGAAUAGACACUCACGAAAAAGACACAUUCAUCUGGCUGGGAAAACCCAGCCUUCAGUUGUUUCCAGAAAACUGCAUAUAGUGGGCACCUCUCAUACUGACAUGAAUGCUAUUCCGUAGAACCAGCCACAAGAAUCCCUGUUUCACAUUCCUGUGGAGAAGGCCUCUUUUUCUUUGAAACUUGAAGGAGAAGCUCUCCUGCAGACCACAGUGACCCACUGAGUAAAUAAGAGACAAGGACGUUGCUUAAGUAAUCUGGUCCUGAGCUGUCUAGGGCCUUAUAUGUUAAUACCAAUUUCUUGAACUUGACCUUAAAUAUAUUUUAUUUUAUUUUUUAUCUGUUACAUUUCUAUACAGCCUUUCAUCUGAGGGUCACAAUAUAAAAGCACAAAGAUGCAUAACACGGUAACAAACAAAAACAAUAAACACACAGUUUAAAAGGCCAUAGACUGGCUAAUUAGCCAAAGGCCUGGGACAAGAGGAAUGUUUCUGCCUGGCACCUAAAGAUAGGUAAUGAAGGAUUACAUAUGUAUUAAAGAAAACACAGUAAAUUUCCCAUCUUCAUUUACUGAUGUGAUUAUUUUUCUGAAUUAAUGCGAACUUUGCACUGAAAGUUACUUCUACAGCUUCUGUGUUGGAAACUUAGUCAAAUGAGGUAGUCUCUGCUACUACAAUUACAUUUUAAACUCUGGCUCUUUCUAUUCCUGUUUGCACUUUAGUUUCAUUGUAAUCAGGUGACCAGGUGCUCGAAUCAGCACAGGUUUCCUGUUUCAUUCCUGGAUAUAGAGACUUGUGAAUGGUGACUUACUGGAAUCCUUCACAUUAAUUAAACCGUUAGCUGCAAUGGUAUUGAAAUGUGUUGGCUCUUGCACUUUGUAGAAGUCUGAAGCAGCCUUUUAAGCUCUGAAUCUGCACAUUGCAUGAAAUUACUUGGAAACAUAGUCUGCAUGCCAGGAAUACUCGUCUUUUAUGGACAGGUCAACUACAGAGAGUCUCCAUCUCCUGUCCCCCCCGCUGUCUUCAUGGUUCUCUUUUGAAGGAGAGAAGAUAAACUCAGAUGAGACUUCUUUUUUCCACAGUGAAUCAUUCUUCUGAGAGGUAGCGGAAAACGCUUCAUCCUUCUCCCAUAUUCCACUGAGAGGGCUUGGAAGUGUCUCUCACUUCAGGGGUUGGAAAAGCCCAUUGGCAGUUUUACCUAGUAAUAUGCCUUUGAGGAUUGCAAAUGGCAACUGCUGUUUGGUGCAAGUGGUCUUGGGGUGGAGGUGGUGGGGAAAUCAGAGGCAAAAAUAUAAAUAAAUACACAAAUGGCUUUGGCCUCUCUCCAUAGUAUUGGAAUUGUGCAGCAAACACACGUAAGCUGGAUAAAAUGAAAAUUAAGACUAACCAGGCCAAGCAAACCCCUCUAGAAUGGAAGUCUUCAGCAGUGGGCAACUCAGAAGACCCUUGUAGGUACCUCUCUAAGGCUUCUUCAUCUCAAUGCUGAGGUGAGCAAAUGGAAAGCAAUUCAUACACAGAUGCCAAACAUAAUUCUAAUGAUUCUGCAAUCCUUAAUCAUAACUAGUCACUGUGAAUCACCAAGGAGUCCUUCCUUCUUCCCUUGAGGACCAAAAUGCAGGAGAUCGCUUGCCACUUGGCGCAGCUCUGCUCUUGUGUGGAUGCCAUGAUGGCGAGAAAAAUGGUUACCAUAUCAGUCCUCUAUGGAUUGCACCCCCUCUUUCAUCUGUGCUCUUAAAACAGCAACUACAGUUAAAUACUCACAGAGCUUCCAUAAAAUUAUUGUGUUUGCGAGGAGAGUUUGCAACCUGUUCUAGAACUUAUCGUGUCAAAUCUUUUAGGCUGCGUUCUAGACUAGGCAUAGGCAGACUCGGCCCUCCAGAUGUUUUGGGACUACAACUCCCAUGAUCCCUAGCUAACAGGACCAGUGGUCAGGGAUGAUGGGAAUUGUAGUCCCAAAACUUCUGGAGGGCCGAGUUUGCCUAUGCCUGUUAUAGACCCUAAAACGAAGGGAGGUGAGAAUGAAAUGUAGAUUUGCAGUUCCGUGGAAUGUUCUAUUAAGAUUUCCAGUUGCUUUCAUGAUUUGUGUGUGUGUGUUUUUGGUGGGAUGUAUCUUUUUAUAUGCGUGUUGUCUUUGUCCAUGAAGUUAUAGAAGACAGGAGUGCCUGGUGUGCUCUGGUCCAUGGGGUCACGAAGAGUCGGACACAACUAAACGAUUAAACAACAACAACAACAACCUUUUUAUAAGCAGUGUUUAAGGACGGCAGAUACUUACUGUCAGCUGCACCAGUUGGUAAGCUCUAAGUGAAGCACUCCAGCAGGCUGUAUAGUGAAACUGGUGUAAGGAGAAAAAACGUGGCUUGAGUUAGCUAGUAGAAUGAAGAGCUGCAGAAGACUUGCAAGGGCUGGACUUUUGUAUGGGUUAAAAACUAUUGUACAUCUAUGCUUGAUUAGAAUCAAAAUACUUUAUGCUUAUAAACUUUAGCAUUGCAAAUUAAAAAUACAGACUCCUUUAAAAAGACAAAAUAGUUGCUAUCAGAUAGUGUGACUUCAGGGAUUUCAGGUAUUCCAGGAAAAGAACAAGGUGUGCGCUUCCCAUUUUGAUUUGAAUAUUUCUUCUGCUUUCCGUUUGUGUCCUCUUGAAGCCUGACAAAUGGGGGUUGUGCUCUGUUAUGUGUUGAUUUGCUAUUAAUUCUGUGUUCUUACGGUUGGCUCCUGUCCAGUGGUGAGUGGGACUACUUGUUCCCAGUUUGCUGGUACCCUUAUGCAAUUGUAGAAAGGGAGAAGACACGAAGGUAGAAACACGAAUGAUUGCAAAAACAACCUUUCUUGCCAUUCGUCUCCUGUAGCAUGAAACUGAGCAACUCUAUAGGAAGUUCAUAGAACAUAUUAUGCAUGUAAACAUUACCAUAUAAUAGUGUAUACUUUUGAUGUGUAGAGAUUUUUAAAAAUAUUUUCACAAGAGCUGAGUGAAUUUGUUUUUGAUUCAUAUAUUACCAAAUAGGGAAUCAGGCUUGCAAAGUAACGAUGUUGCCCACUUAAUUGGCUUCAUUUGCUUUUAGUUGCUUUUAAAAAGCAAUAUUUCCUCCCAAUUUCCCCCAGUCCAAAGCCACUUCCCAUUCCAACCUCACAAGCUCCAACUUUUCCAAGACCACCUAGUGAGUGAGUGACUUGUCUAACUCCAGUUAUUUAUCUUUUUGGACACACCGACUUAGCUGCUUAUAAAUAGUGUUCCUACAGUUAUCAAAAUACUGUGAAGAAAUUGACUAAAGAUAUUCCGAUCCCAAAUGAAAUGCUAGCCAAAUGGCAGGUAAGGCAACAUUGCUAAAUUGAAUAUUUCCUGUUGCAUCUAUAUAAAGUUUGCAUUACCAGCUGUAGAAAUUACUAAAUGCACCAUUAUUAUUUUAAAAUUGAGAGUGCAAUACCAAAUAAACAUCAAAGCAUUACUCUCAUUUUAAGUUGCAUGCCCUGUUAAAUUGCUAAUGCUCUGAUGAGGUUCCAAAGCAAUGUGGUGAACAUACAUCAGUUGAUCCUACUUUUGUGCAUGACUGGAAACAGUGUUUGUAAUGCCAAAACAGGAAAUGCAAGUGAGGAUAUAUAUUUAUUUUUUUGUAUUCAGGCAUUUCUUCCCUGCAAAAGAGCCCCACAUGAACAACACUUGCAUUUCUCCAUGGAGGUAGUACAAGUUGGAUGAUUUUCAGUAGUCUGACUCUAACAUUUCUUAACACAGGUACCUUACAUCCAGUCUUUUCAGUUAUAUAACAGAGGGUGUAAAUAUUUAUUUAUACAAAUUGGUCAGUCACAUAUGUUAAUUCUGUUGACAUAUUUACAUAAUAGUCUGUUCAAAUGCUGAUUUCGUUUAGUUGGGAGCUUCAUUGAGUGAUUAUGCUUGAGAAACAUAUUUUAAUGCAAAGAGGUUGCAGAAUGAAACAUUCCAGUUGAAGGAGAUUCCAGCGCUAGGAAGGCUGAUGCUAGCUUCCAUUUUACUGUGUAAGCUGUUUUUCUGUCCAUUUUUAUGUUGAGGAUAAGUUUGUAUCCCAGACCAUCCUUACCCCACAGCAAGGUGUGGGGCCAUGCUGUGCCAACCUCGGGCAACUUCUGACCCCCAAGCCUGUCCCUGCAGGAAGAUUUAUGUGCCCCAGUGGCCCCAACAAGUGCUAAACACAUUCUAAUAAAGGUGACUGCUGCCUGUUUAAUGCUGUUUUUUUAUGCAUGAUCUGCUCUUAAACUGCCUCUUGUGGGCCCUAAAUACUGAAAUAAAUAAUAAGGGGCUUCAGUUGGGGCCAUUUCGGGGGAGGGGCGAAGCUCAUUGUGCAUUUCCCUAGAUUACAGCCAUAGUGGCAUGUUCAAGGCAGUGCUUUCUGUGUAGCCUCUACUUGGGGGUCACCAAACUUUUUCAGCAGGGGGCUGGUCCACUGUCCCUCAGACCUUGUGUGGGGGCCGGACUAUAUUUUUUUUUGGGGGGGGGGAGCGAAUUCCUAUGCCCCACAAAUAACCCAGAGACGCAUUUUAAAUAAAAGCACACAUUCUACUCAUGUAAAAACACGCUGAUUCCCGGACCGUCCGCAGGCCGGAUUUAGAAGGUGAUUGGGCUGGAUCCGGCCCCCGGACCUUAGUUUGCCUACUCAUGCUCUAGGCCAGGGGUCAGCAACCUUUUUCAGCCAUGGACCAGUCCACUGUCCCUCAGACCAUGUGGUGGGCCAGACUAUAUUCUGAAAAAAAUAAUGAACGAAUUCCUUCCUAUGCCCCACAAAUAACCCAGAGAUGCAUUUUAAAUAAAAGCAGACAUUCUACUUGUAAAAACACCAGGCAGGUCCCACAAAUAACCCAGAGAUGCAUUUUAAAUAAAAGGACACAUUCUAUUCAUGUAAAAACACGCUGAUUCCCAGACCAUCCGCGGGCCGGAUUGAGAAGGCAAUUGGGCCGGAUCCGGCCUCUGGGCCUUGGUUUGCCUACCCAUGCUCUCUAGGUUAUUAUAAUUCGUUACAUGUAUUUAUUAUAUCUUGCCUUUCAGGAAACAAAUGUUUCUAAGGUGCCUUAUGAGAAGCAUUAAACUACAUUGUUUUUAAAAGAACUAGGAUCCUGCCUACGGAGCAGUUGGCUGUAAAAUGCCUCUCUGGUGGUGAAAGAGAAUCCAACUGGAGCAGGCUCUGAGGUGGUCUGUGCUUGCCUCCCUCUCUCCUUCCAUCAGUAAAAUGGGAAUUAAAUCAUGGACUAUGGAAACUUUGCAAAAGUGCUUGACGAUGUAGACUGGAAAGAACAUUGCAAGUUACAAGGGCUGUAUAAAUUAUUUCUAUUUUCUUCUUCGCCAAAUGGCAUAGGUGUGCCUGGAGCUCUUGACUUUCAAGUGCUUUCGUUUCCUUUUCCUUUAAAGUCAGGUGCCCUUUCAAAGACUCAACCUAUAAGAACUCCUUAUCUAAUUAUACUCUCGUAAUGAAAACUUGCAACAGCAACUUUUAGGUUCCUGCUGCUGCUCUUUCAUUAAAAUGUUGUCUGCUACUCUUCCUCCGAGGAGCUUCAGGAGGCCUUUUUAGCCUUUCAGAAAAACCCACCUCUGUAACGUGGGCCGGAGUGACUGAUUGAUGGAGACUUGCCUGAGACGAGUUUCAUGGCCGAGUGAGAAGAGUUUGAAUCUGGGUUUUGCUUAUUCAGACUCGGCUCUCUUUUUCUCCUACGAAUAGCUCUGCUGGAUUAGCCCAGGGGCUCAUGGAGCCCAGAAUCCCCUUCUCACAAUAGCCUACCAGAUGCCCGCGGGAAAUUGGCAAGCAAGACCUAAGCACAAGGAUGUUCUCCCCUCCUGCAGUUUCCAGGAAUUGGUAUUCAGAAGCAUCGAUGCCUCCAGCUGCAGAGGCAGUGCAUAGCUAUUGUCACUCUAUUAAUUACUUAAUUUUCUAUACAGUGGUACCUCAGGUUAAGUACUUAAUUCGUUCCGGAGGUCUGUACUUAACCUGAAACUGUUCUUAACCUGAAGCACCACUUUAGCUAAUGGGGCCUCCUGCUGCUGCCACGCCGCCGGAGCACGAUUUCUGUUCUCAUCCUGAAGCAAAGUUCUUAACCUGAAGCACUAUUUCUGGGUUAGCGGAGUCUGUAACCUGAAGCGUAUAUAACCCGAGGUACCACUGUACUGCCCUUUAUGUGAGGAUCACGGGGUGCUUUACAAUAUAAAAACACAAAAUUAUAUAGCUUCGUAACAAACAACCAAGGCCCCUGCCCUCUACCUACCUACCUACCUUCCUUCCUUCCUUCCUUCCUAUACAAAAGUACACGCCUUGUCUCUUUUUUCGGGUUGCACAGCCUUUCUUAAAAAUCGUUUACAUUUGUCGUGAGACAUUCGUGUUGAGUAUUGGUGUCUCUGUAGUGCUCUUUAUAAUGUGCAUUGUGUGAAACCUUUUUGUUUUGAAUUACAUUGACUUAAAGAGGAAAAAGAUCAUAACAGAGACUGCGAAUGAGCCGUAGCUUUGGCCAAGGUGGCGGUGGAGGAGAAAUCUGUGAAUGGUUGGGUCAUUCAAGUGGCACACACACCCCUCUUCUCUGUGCAACGCUGGAUCCUUGUGCACUGGCACGAGAGAUGAAAGAGGGCUUGUGCUCCCAGCAUUCGGAAGAAGCCAGGCCAGGCUAGGCCGUAACUAAUCAUCCCAGCAGCGGAGAAAGUGGUCUGUGAAGGCAUUCCCCCCCCGCCCCGCCCAGUAGAAAACAAAAAAAAGUCAAGAGGGGAAAACUGCUUAGGCCUCUGAAAGCAAAGUUAGAAUCUAGGCGGGGAGGAAGGGUGUGAAGAGCUUGGAGAAACAGAAUCCCAGCUUUGGCUGCUGAGUCAUGGUAACGCACAGAGUGCUGUGUUUAAAUGACACUCUGAACAUUUUACACCUUGUCUUUCCAAGGUGAAGGAGCUUUUGCAAGCUGUCAGAAGAGUGAUAUCUCUCCUCCAGUCUUGUGUGUGUUGUCUUUAAAAAAAACAAAAAAUCAUUUAACUUUUUUGUUUGUCACGAGGGAGGUUAGGAGGGGCAGAUGUGUACCCUACAAUAUAUUAAAUAUUUUUUGUGUGUGCACUGUGUUUGCAAAUACAGUGGUACCUCAGGUUAAGUACUUAAUUCGUUCCGGAGGUCCAUUCUUAACCUGAAACUGUUCUUAACCUGAGGUGCCACUUCAGCUAAUGGGGCCUCCCGCUGCCGCCGUGCCGCCAGAGCACAAUUUCUGUUCUCAUCCUGAAGCAAAGUUCUUAACCUGAUGUAAUAUUUCUGGGUUAGCGGAGUCUGUAACCUGAAGCGUAUGUAACCCGAGGUACCACUGUAAAUGGAAUGGUGGGAAAUAAUUAUUUAUUACUAUUAUUAUUACUACAGUGAUUUAUACUGUACAGUGGUACCUCAGGUUACAUACACUUCAGGUUACAUACGCUUCAGGUUACAGACUCCGCUAACCCAGAAAUAGUGCUUCAGGUUAAGAACUUUGCUUCAGGAUGAGAACAGAAAUCGUUCUCCGGCAGCGCAGCGGCAGCAGGAGGCCCCAUUAGCUAAAGUGGUGCUUCAGGUUAAGAACAGUUUCAGGUUAAGAAUAGACCUCUGGAACGAAUUAAGUACUUAACCCGAGGUACCACUGUAUACUGCUUAAUUACUGAGGUUUCUAAGUGGUGUACAUAAAAACUACAGAAAGCAUAUGGCAGAGAAAAGAAAAGAAAAAUAAGUAUAAUAAAAAUGGAAAACUUGCUUUGAAAUGCCGCCUGGAAUGGAAAGGCCUUUGUCAGGCGCUUCUUCCUGCUCUCAGCCACAAGGGAGUUGCACAGGAUAGAGCCCACAAUAUGGUGCGCAGGACACCUGGUAGACACAAGGCAUGCGAGGGAUCACUAAUAGAGACAGAGGAAGUUCUUAAAGUAUCCUAGACCCAAGGUGUUAAGGGCCUUGUAAACUAUUACAAGAUCCGUGAACUUCACUGGGGAAUGUAUGGGCAGCCAGUGCAAGCUUUUAAGCACCAGAGUUAUGUGGCAGUGCAUAAACUUCGGAUGGUUGCGCACUGGGGGUUCAAGAGGAGGAACCCAGAUGGAUGAUUUCACUAACCAAAGGAGAUAUUUAAUGUGCGGCUUUUUGUGUGCCACGUGAGACACUAUUUAGAUAGAAGGAACAUGUCUCUAAACUGAUAUACUUGUGGCACCAGGAUAAGCUGGCAAACCAGUGAUUUUGACUUGAGACUUUAGACUGUUGUUCCUCAAACUGAAAGAGAAAGAGUUAACCUAAGAUGAUGAAAUAAACUGUCUUCAGACCUCUGGUAACAAUGAUUUUGUGUUGCCUCCUUGCCUGUGUGUUCCUUUAGGACUUGUUUUUUAGUCGUUUAGUCGUGUCCGUCUCUUCGUGACCUCCUGGACCAGAGCACGCCAGGCACUCCUGUCUUCCACUGCCUCCCGCAGUUUGGUCAAACUCAUGCUGGUAGCUUCGAGAACACUGUCCAACCAUCUCGUCCUCUGUCGUCCCCUUCUCCUUGUGCCUCGAUCUUCCCAACAUCAGGGUCUUUUCCAGGGAGUCCUCCCUUCUCAUGAGGUGGCCAAAGUCUUGGAGCCUCAGCUUCAGGAUCUGUCCUUCCAGUCAGCACUCAGGGCUGAUUUCCUUCAGCAUGGAUCCGUUUGAUCUUCUUGCAGUCCAUGGGACUCUCAAGAGUCUCCUCCAGCACCAGAAUUCAAAAGCAUCCAUUCUUUGGUGAUCAGCCUUCUUUAUGGUCCAGUUCUCACUUCCAUAGGACUAGAUAGGGCUAAUCUGAGUGUAUCAUUGGUGUAACUCUAUUUGCCACAGAAACUGGGGCAUGGAAGAAUGAUUUUGGGCAAAAAAUGGGUUAUGAGAAAUCUUUUUCAUAAAAUCUUGAUAGCCAUGCUGAAAUUAGCUUCAUGCACGUUCUUAACCGGAAUGUUUGCACUGUUAUCACGUAUGUUUCAAAAAGCUUGAAGUAUUUCCAUAAUAUCUGUGUUCUCUCGAUAUGUAAUGCUUCUUUGCCAAACCAGCUUUUUUCUGGUAACUUUUUAACCCGUUGGUGCCAUAUUACCAUGGUGAUUCUUUUAAAAUAUAAAACAUACUUUACAUGUACUGCUAUUCAUUAAAAAAAAUCAGACCAUUUUACACCAAUCAUACAUAAAACCAUGCAAUAAAAACCAAUUUUAAAAUGUGAAAUCAGAUAUUAUGGAAAUAUGUUUUCUUCGUUGCCUGCAUAAGGCUGGUGGAAUAGAGAAGUUUUCAGCUGGUGUUUAAAGGUUGAAGGAGAAGGUGCCUGCUGGUUUUUUGUUGGCAGAGUAUUUCACAGUACUGGCUGGAUGAAUUAAGGCUCAGUUUCUUGUUGCUGUCCAAUGAGCCUCACUAACUUGGGGAACAACCAAUGACAUUUCUGUAGAUGAUCUCAGUGAGCUUGGAUAUAAGGGUUCAGGUGGUCCCUAAAGUGUACUCUAGACCUAAGUUGUCAAAAAAAUUGUAAAUUAAUACAAGGACCUUGAACCUGGCUCAGUUGUAGAUGGGCAGCCAAUGCAGAUCUUUUUACAAUGGUGUGGCACCCGACUAAUUUAAAAUUAUACAUGCAGGCAUAUUUUCAUCAUGGGGAGAUUCUCUUGUGCACAAUGGAAGCUGUUGCUGUCCUUGUCCUUCUGGUGUGCCUUCCUUUCCACCUUUGUUUUUUUUUAAUGAUAUUUAUUAAAGUUUCAGAUAAAAAGAGACACAUCGAUAAAAAAGAAUUUAACAGUAAAAAGAAAAAUACACAAUACAAAAUACAAAAAGAAAAAGAAAAAAGAAAAAACAGUUAAAAACAAUUCCACCAGACCUUAAUCUUAAUAUAGUAUAACAUUAAAUUUUUAUCUUUUAAUAGCCAAUUUUCCAUUCUUUUAACCUUUUUAUUCCUAAUCCUUAAUCUUAAUCUAUAUAUAACUUUAAAGCCUGUGCAGCUAGAAACCAUUUAAUUUCAAUCCAACAGCACUCUAACAUUCAUUAAUUAAUUUUGCAAUAUUUCUGUAAAUAAUCUUUGAAUUUCUUCCAAUCUUCUUCCACCAACUCUUCUCCCUGGUCACGGAUUCUGCCAGUCAUUUCCGCCAAUUCCAUAUAGUCCAUCAGUUUCAUCUGCCAUUCCUCCAGUGUGGGAAGCUCUUGUGUCUUCCAAUACUUUGCAAUGAGUAUUCUUGCUGCUGUUGUUGCGUACAUAAAGAAAGUUCUCUUCCUUUCCACCUUUGUACACCCAGAAGAAUACAUGUAGGUGAUACUUUGCAAAAUUGUUGGUAAAGAUUCAUGAUACGGCCUAGGCUAUGCCUUACUCUGAAUGAUCAAUGUGCUAGUUCAUGCCGCCCAAUUUCUUCAUGCUGAACAGAAGCAACAAGCUAUGAACUUGGGUGGACUGUAUAUCUUCUGGACCUGUGAUUGUGGUUGGUUUAUCCCUAAACAAACCAUGGUCGGAAGCCGUGGUUUGUUCACGGGAAGACAUGGUUUGUUGCCAAGGUGAGUCACCCACAUCACAUUUCUGAAUGGCCAGGGGCUUUGUCAUCUAAAUGCUGUCUGCAAAAAUGAAGGCUAUACCUGCUCUGCCCAAACAGGACUAUAAGACCACUUUUGACAGAAGUUGUAUAUUAGAGCUUUGCAAGCUUUUUCACUGUUGGCCGACUUGCCUCUUCACCCCUCCCCCCCCAUAUAUUAUUAACCAUACAUAUAUGAUAACACCGUAUUUUCUCAUAGCAUAUGGCUGCUGUGCAGAAUGUGUGAUUAGCAUAUGUUGCAGUAAUACUUUUAAGGCAAGCAGAGCAACUAAAAACAGGAAUCAAUAAUUAGGUUUUAUUUUAGUCUGUUCUAUAGUGAAAAAUAAACUGGGGGAAGAACGAUAAAAUACAGGGAAUAUGAAAAUGAUUAUGAAACACGUUGACAUGAAAUUAUACAGAUGUGAAACACAUGGUAGCAGCUCUGACUUGACAGUUGGCUUUAAUCUAAUUAGAAUGAAGCAAAGAUGCUGUCGCCAUGUAAAAUGUUGUUAAUCUCAGGUUCUGUAAAAUUGAAAAGGAGACAGAAAAAACUCUUGUCUAAGGGACACACACAAAGUAGCCAAGGUUAUCUGCCCUUUUUAGAACGCUGCAGGAAAAGUGGGUGAGGAAAGAGAUACUUAAACCCACUUGUGUUGAAAAGUAUUUAACCAUCUGAUGGAAUCAGCAUACAUUCAGUUUCACUAAAAAGAGAGUAGUUGGCAACAUUACAUUUGGGUUGGGAUGGUGUGUCUUUUAGCUCAGGGGCAAAGGUGAUGUUCCAAGGCGGUUCUUGUUUACCUUCCGGUUGAAAUGGGAUGAUUAUUGCUACGCCAUUUCUUAGACUGUGCCCAAGUCCCGAAGGCUCCAAUCCCUGAACUCAGCUCCAAAGACUGUAAUUUUAGCUUUUGGUAGUUAAUCAUUAAACAUUAUUUUGCACAAAACUUACCCAGGCAUCUUUAUAGCCUUUAAGAUUGAUUGGAACAAAGUGCCAUGUCAUAGGCAUGAAGCAAAAUUUUCCCUGCCGAGUGUUGUAUGCAUGUGUUUAGUUUUCCUAUCCUGUAAAAGAAAUAUAAAUGCAUAAACUAACACAAUCCUAACACAUCUGAAACGUGUAGUGUACGUAUUCCACAAAUAUAGCCAAAACUCACAUUAAAGCAAGUCUAAAAAAACACAAAAACAAAUCAACGUGAAUCCUAUUGGCUGCGUUUUCUAAACUGCAGAACAUUGCACGAUUCCGUUGUGGAUGUAAUAAGUGCAUGAACAACUGUGGCAGAUCCAUCAUGUGAUCUGCAGUUGUCCUAGUACACAUCUAUCCAGUCCCAUCCAACAGCAUUUCAGCUUGUUCAUCCUUGUCUGUCCAGAAUUUAACAGAGAUUGCAUUGGGAGUAGCUUGUUGUAUGAACACAUUCACUUUCUUUCUUUUGAUGGUGGUGGGGGAAUAGCACCCCCUAAUGUGGGGUAAAUUACGUGGGGUAAAUUAAUAGAAGUCAUUUUUCAGUUGGAAGAGCCAAAAUCCAAAGUGACAGAGUGACAUCAGGGAUCUGGAGAACAAUUGUCUGCAACUGAGAUCCUCUCUGACUAUCUGUCUUACUCUUCUAAGUGUUUUGCUUCUGGGUAACCCUGUUUCUUCGGCAGGAGAAUGAACGGCAAAGCCAAUUGAAGGACAAGAGAGCCAUUCAGUGGGUACGUGAGAGAAGAUCUUGUGUACAGUUUUGCCACACUCAAUUUGUUUUUAUUGUGGUUUGGUGCGAUGAAUUGCAGCUUUCUUUUCAGCAAGAUUUUAAUUUUGCAUGUUAAUUAUUUAUAAGCUACCUGGAGCUUUGGAGAGGCCAAAUUAAAAAUAAAUAAAUUGCCAGCUUCCUGCAGUUUCACUCCGGGGUUGUUGCUUUUGCUAACUAGGCAAGCAGAUUUGAGACGAGAAUGUUCGUGUACUCCCAACCCAGAAUCAUUAAUUUGUGCUUUAGACUUCCCGGGCAGCUUUUUGUUGCAGAGAAAUUCCUCCAGGCAUAUUUAGCUUGAUCUGGGACAGUUUUCUCCCCUGGAAGCCAAGCGAUCUGCUCUUGGUAGCUGUCACUUUAUAGAUGCAUAUUGAGGUUAAAUUUCAAUCUUUAUUGCAGUAGUAGACUGUGUAACAUGACCCAACAGUCCCUUCAAAGCAAAGCUAAACCAGUCCGGGCAGCUCCAAGGAAGCUGCAAGAGGGGUGUGUGUGGCUUUGGAGCAGAAAAUAACACAGCUUUUUUCUUUGCAAUCUUGGGCUUUAGCAAAUGAGGUUCAGACUGUUCUCCCUGCACAGAUUUGACAACUGAUUACUUGCAUGGUCCUUAAUGGUGUCAUCUAAGCAGGGAAAGUAGGGACACGGGUGGCGCUGUGGGUAAAACCUCAGUGCCUAGGACUUGCCAAUCGUAUGGUCGGCGGUUCGAAUCCCUGCGGCGGGGUGAGCUCCCGUCAUUUGGUCCCAGCUCCUGCCCACCUAGCAGUUCGAAAGCACCCCUAAGUGCAAGUAGAUAAAUAGGUACCGCUUUAUAGCGGGAAGGUAACGGCAUUUCCGUGCGCUGCGCUGGUGCUGGCUCGCCAGAGCAGCUUCGUCACGCUGGCCACGUGACCUGGAAGUGUCUGCGGACAGCGCUGGCUCCCGGCCUCUUAAGCGAGAUGAGCACGCAACCCCAGAGUCGGACACGACUGGCCCGUACGGGCAGGGGUACCUUUACCUUUACCUUUAAGCAGGGAAAGGGAUAUUUGGGGAUGAAUGAGGAAUAGAAAGUGGGCUGUGUAACUUUUUUAUAAGAAUGUUGUAUUGAAGAAAUAGUACCCAGCUGACUUAGUUACUAUUGAGAUCUGUAGAACUAUGUAAGCUAGGUGCAGCAAGUAACUCAUGGGCAGUGGCACAGCCUGCUAUGGGAAGGAUCGGGGCAAGUAAGUUUUUUUCUGUGCAAGUGACGGGCAGCUAAGCUGCUGAAAAAAUAAUUCAAGUGCCUGCAGGAGGGUUUAUGGAGGCUGUCAUGCUUGGGCCCUGUUUGUGGGCUUCCUAUAGACAUCUGGCUGGCCACUGUGGAAAACAGGAUGCUGGAUUAGAUAGCCUUUUGUCUGGUCUAGUAGAACUCUACUCAUGUUUUUGUGCAAUGAUAACUACUGACUUUGUAAGCCUAACUAACAAGGGUCACUGUGACUUUGGUCUUUCUCCUCAAGCCAACAUGAUAGAUGAAUCAGCCCUUUUGUGUAUUGCUGCAGAAUCCAGAAACACUAUGCCAAUUGCUGUAAAUGGGAAUAUCUACCUGGAUCAAUACAACUGGUCAGGGUGACCGGUUUCUUAUAACUCAAGUGUCCUUGUUGCAAUAUCAGGACUUGAAAUCUGCAGGGGGAAGAGGAGAACAACAGUCUGUGCCUAUUGGCAGAGGAUUUUAGGGUUUUAAGCAUGCUGACCUCUCUUCCAUCCUGGCUUCAGUUUGUUUGUUUAUUUUAUUCCUGUCACUUAUGUGCUGCCUUACAGGGCAAAGGGCUCCCAAGAUGUCUUCCAUAUAGAAUUAACAGCACAAAAUACAAUUGAACUCAUCUCAUUACAAUUUCAAAACCAAAACACCAAUCUAUAAAACACUGUACAGCACAGCAAAGUGCAGCAAAUAGGAUAAAUCAGAUUAAGACAGUUAAAACGAAGACCUGCAACAGUUUAAGCAAUAAAAUACCCAGCCCAACAGCUUAACUGAAAGCAGAUUGAAACAGGAAUGUUUUCAAGGCCUGUUUAAAAUGUGGUCGAUGUGGUUGUGUCCAGACUGGGCUGUCCCAGGGAUAAUACAUGCAUGUGCUACUUUUAUUGGGUCAUGUUUUAUAUACCUUUCUAGACUGACAGAAUUAUGGCAGUGCAGGUUUGGCUGUUUCAUCCGAAUGGUUAUGUAAUUCUUACACCGGCACUGUGAUAGCUUAAUGAAGUGAAGAGAGGUCUGGCCUAUUAACCUAGUUAAAAGGCUAACUGCAGGUAGCAGCUGUGAUCUGAUAAUCUUCCUGUAAACAUUAUGCAGAAUAUCACGGAGAGACGUUUUCCUAUUCAUUGUGGGAGUCUUUGCUGCCUGUUGACUCCCCUGGAAACAGCAACAGCUGUUGUCUGCCAGAGAAAGGCAGUUUUCUUAAAACUGAGUUGAGCAUAUUUUCUUCUUGGUGCUUCUCACUAGGUUUUGCUCUCCUCUCGCUCCUGCCUCUUGCCUCAACUCCAUACCCCCACCUUCUCUUUUGAUGCGCCUGUGUUUCCAAAUGGAAAGAGUAAGUUCAUUUUUGCUCUUUCGCUAUGCAUUCCUUCAGAUGAGUUGCUCCUUUUUUAUUUCUUUGCAGUGGCAUCAGGCAGAAACCAAGGUUGGGAAGAAGUUAUCGGUCCGUCUUGGAAAGCUUUUGUCAGUGUAGAUACUGCUGACCUAGAUGGACCAAUGGUCUGAUUUGGUGUCCUCCCAGCGCAAAUUCUGCAUAGCUUCAUGAUGAGAAUGAUGCUUGAUACCUAGUCUAGUCCUCUGGCUCCAGUCCAGUGCUAUGGAAGAAAAAAAACCCAAAGACCUUGAAGAGUUGUCCCUGUAGCCAAGCUCAAGUUCUGUGCAUAAAAAUUCUGAGUUAGUGACGUGUGACUGAUUUCCUUGGUAUUCGUUAAAUAACUGUGUGUGUAUUUUGUAGCAGCAUAUUUCAUAAACGCAGAAUUCGGGAGUUGGCAUCAUUAAUCGUCUACCACAGAUGCGUGGAGCAACAAUCUAGUCACAGACUUGUAUCGUCAAUCAUCUACCCACGGACACAUGCAGAAUUGGUGGGCUCUUUCAGAAUGCGUAGCUGAUGAGCCAUUUAUGGUUCUGGAAUUCUAACAACCGUAUGUUGAACUGAGGCAGGGCUUAACUGACUGAACAGCAACUUUAGUAAUUAUUAGUAUGCGUUUAUCAAACGUUUCUAGGCCGCUUUUCCAGAGGGUUCUGAGCAACUUACGUAAAGCAAAAAAAAAGCACAAUCAGUACCAAGACUAUAAAUAAAAUUGCAUCUCAGUAACUGAGAAUCGUCAUUAAGAAUUUGGCCAAAUGUAAACUGAAAUAAGGUUUUACAUCCGUUGCAGAAAGUAGGCAAAAAAGUACCACCUGGACUCAUUAGGCAGAGUAUUCCAGAGCCCAGGGACUAUAGCAGAAUGUCCCUGGUCCUCUCACCAUGGUAAUUUUAGUGUAUCAUAAUGAAGGCAUACGGAGAAGGCCCUGAUUUCCAACUGCGUGGCUCAUAUAGCAAAAUAAAUUUUUCUUCUAGUUUUUAAAGGGAUGGUGCUAACACACACACACACACACACGAAAACGUUAGAGAAUUCAGCUGCUCAUAAUUUUUGGUUUAGACUUCACUCAUGAUUAAGAAUGAUCUCAGCCAGAAUACAUCUUGCUCCCUCUGUCACCAGAAUGGUGGAUUACCGUAUUUUUCGCCCUAUAGGACGCACCGGCCCAUAGGACGCACCUAGUUUUCAGGGGGGGAAAUCAAGGAAAAAAAUAUGAUUCCCCCCCCCGCAGCUCUGGGAGCAGCGGACAGGCUGCACGCAGCCUGUGCGCUACUCCAAGACCUUCUCCCUGCUUUUGUGGGAGGUGGCGGAAUUCCCCCACCUCCUGCAAAAGCCCACAGGAGCCCCGCGUGACUGCUGCGGGCUUUUCGACCAGGAGGGAGAAGGGACUGAAACGGCCAGUCAGUCCCUUCUCCCUCCUCGGGGAAAAGCCCUCAAGAGCGGCGCGCUCUUUAAAGGGUGCGCGGCUCCUGCGGGCUUUUCUAGGAGGUGGGGGAAUUCCCCCCCCCGUAGAAAAGCCAGCAGAAGCCGCGGAGCCCCUUUAAAGAGCAUGAGGCUUUUGCGGGCUUUUGCGGGAGGUGGGGGAAUUCCCCCAUCUCCCGCAAAAGCCCGCAGGAGGGAGAAGGGACUGACUCGGCCAGUCAGUCCCUUCUCCCUCCUUGGGGAAAAGCCCCCAAGAGCCGCUCGCUCUUUAAAGGGUGCGCGGCUCCUGCGGGCUUUUCUAGGAGGUGGGGGAAUCUCCCCCCCCGUAGAAAAGUCAGCAGAAGCCGUGGAGCCCCUUUAAAGAGCGCGCGGCUUUUGCCUGCUUUUGCGGGAGGUGGGGGAAUUCCCCCAUCUCCUGCAAAAGCCCAAAGGAGGGUUGGAGAGUAGUGGGAGGGCGUCGCGCACCUUCCUGCUGCCCCCCAUCCUCUGGGGCUGGCGAUGGGGGAAGCGCUGCUUUCCCCACUGCCAGCCUCAAACCCGGGUUGGAGAGUAGCGGGAAGGCGUCGCGCGCCUUCCUGCUGCCCCCCAUCCUCUGGGGCUGGCGAUGCGGGAAGCGCUGCUUUCCCCACCGCCAGCCUCGAAUCCGGGUUGGAGAGUAGCGGCAAGGCAUCGCACGCCUUCCUGCUGCCCCCCAUCCUCUGGGGCUGGCGAUGGGGGAAGCGCUGCUUUCCCCCACCGCCAGCCUCAAAGAGCAGACUCUCCUGGCUUCAGCGGAAGCAACGCGAAGCCUCCGGAGCGCAGGCUUUGGAGGCUUCACGUUGCUAUUGCUGAAGCCAAGGAGUCUGCAUUCGCCCCAUAAGACGCACACACAUUUCCCCUUCAUUUUUGGAGGGGAAAAAGUGCGUCUUAUAGGGCGAAAAAUACGGUACAUUGCACUGGGCAAGCUCUCCACAUUUACUGGAGACCUCGGCAGACUUUCACUUAUGACUUUGCGGAAAAGCGGAGUUGAGAAAUGCCGUGGGAGUGGCUUGUGAGAAGGAGGAUUGAUUACAUCUGAAGCAGAGAAACAACUGGAUUUGAGCCGCUCUUGUUUUGUCCUGGUGAUCGCUUUUCAUAUUUGCUUGGCUUCCUGUGACUUUUGGUCCCAUAUUCUGCUUUUGUACCAUUCGUGUUCGUCCUUACAAAUUGACAUGGCGUUGCAGUGGCAUGUCGUCAGAAGUAUAACGGGACCACGAGCAGAUUUGGGGGAGGGUGGUGGGAGGAAACUGCUUACCGUGGAAUGGACAGCACAGUGCAAAGAUGGUAUGUUUGAAGACAACACAGCUGUGAAGGAACAAUAAAUUAAAACAGGCAAAAUGAUAAUGGUCCCGCAAGCUCUAGACUGGAGAGAUUUCACGGAAUGAAGUACUGUAUUCCACAAAUGCAAAUCUGGCUCCAAAACAGCAGCAAACAGAAAAUGAAGUCAUGCUCUCCUUACAAUGGUAUUCAGACAAAAAAAGAUGUACUUCUUUUAGUGUGUAACAGUUUGAAAGGACUUCAUUUUUUCUUACAUAUGUGUGCAGAAUUCCAGGUUGACUGCAAUGUGGAUUUGCAAUUAACCUACACAAUCUGUAUAAUACGAUUGUGGUGUUUUCUUUACCCUGGCUUGGUUUGGUAUGGUAAGGUAGGUAGUUGAACACAUAGUUGGGGAGUCAGAUUUUUGUAUAAUACCACUUAAACCUUAUAAUCUUGAUUCUAGAUUAUGCUUUAUUCUGGUUAAUUCAAUCAGAUUAAUUGGAUUAAUCCUCAGCCUACUGUCUGAUUCAAAAUUUAAAUUGCUUGUGGCUGAAAAUGUAGCUUGGAGAGAGAGCCCGCCUUGUAUGUCUGAAACUGUUAUCUCCUAAAGAUUCUAUAUCUCCAAUAGAUACUAAUAUCAAUAUGUUUAUUUAUUUAAUAAAGUAUUUUAGGUUUCUAAAGUUAUGUUUGUAGAUGAUGUUAGCCGUCCUGGGCUCUGUGUGAGGAAGAGUGGGAUGCAAGCACUGAAUAAAUAAAUAUUUUAGCAGGUAUGCAUAAGCUCAUGGAUGGGAGAAAUAUUUCACCCCACCUGCUUCAAUUCAAUUUUUUUUUGUUUGCAUUUUUAGUUACAUUCAGUAUACUGGAUUUGAUUUGACUGGUCAGAUGCCCAAACCAUGUUGUGAGCUUAAGUUCACUUGGCUGUUUGAGUAAAUUUGUUUUAGACCCGGGCUGUAUAUUAGCUAAGGAUUAAUAGGUUUAUUCCAGAAAGUUUCAGUACUUCAGGACAUCACCCAAGAUAGCAAACCCAUCUUUGUGGAAUCUGUAUAUUUAGUGGCAGUUCCAUGCUAGAGAAUAGCGAGGUACUGUAUUUUUCGCUCUAUAAGACGCACCAGACCAUAAGGCGCACCUAGUUUUUGGAGGAGGAAAACAAGAAAAAAAAAUAUUCUGAAUCCCAGAAGCCAGAACAGCGAGAGGGAUCUGGCUUCUGGGAUAGCCUCUUGCUGUUCUGGCAUCUGGGAUAGCAGCGCGAAGCCUCUUCAGGGCAGCGGGAUGAAGGCUCCCCCUGACCGGAAGAGGCUGCAGAGCUCUCCUGCGCAGAGAGGGAGAGCUGCGCAGCGCGCCUUCAGCGAAGCGGGAGGAGAAACAGAAGGGGCUCCAUUCCUCCUUCCGCUUUGCGGAAGGGGCGCUGCGCAUAGAGGGAGAGCUGCACAUUUCCCCUUGCUUUUUAGGAGGAAAGAAGUGCGUCUUAUGGAGCGAAAAAUACGGUAGACGAGGGAGUGAAAUAGGAUGUUUGUUGGCUGGAGGUGCAUCAAGAGCUAAAGUGGUAAAUGGAUGUUUGAGGGCAGGAUGGCCUUCAGAUAAUUAUGCUAAAGGAAAUUUCUAAGCACAGCAUAUUUCCCUAGUCCUAAUUUGCACAUUGAGAGCUUUUGAGAAAGGGAAACAAUAUUUAAAUGCUUAUCUCUUCUCCUCCCCCACCAUAAAAUGGUACAGGCGAAAUGGUACAAUGUACCACAUAUAAUUUCUGCACACUUAAACUCACUGUUUGCUUCAAUAUCUGUGAUUCUCUGGGCCUUAAUCAAAUUUCAUCAUGGCCAUAGUCAUUCACAUGACAUGGUUGCUUCUUAAUGAAGGAAUGGCCAGACUUCUCUCUUUGUUUGUGGUCAGAGGCAGCUUGCCCCAACAUUGCUCUGACCUUUCUUUAAUAAUUCUUCUAUUUUAUUAACUCAUGAGCUGCCUUUGUAAAUGUUACCAUGUUGCUGGAGGAAAUAGCUAUAGCAGCAAAAUGAUGUUGUUAUGAAUUUUGUAUUUUUAUUUUGUAUUUUUAUGCUGUGAACUACCCUGAGAUUUAGGGAUGAAGGGCAGUAUCCAUAUUUAAUAAGUAAAAUAAAAAUAAAAUAAUUUUUCUUUCUUUUGGUCAUGUUGCUGAACAUUCAGUUCACUCUAAGUCAAGAAGUCACGGGUCUAUAACAAAGUCAAUUUAAUUUAUUUUAAGAAAUAACAGUGGGAAGAGUCUGGGCAGCAGUAUAGGAAUUACUAUCUUUGAACAUAUUCCCUGUCAUUUGGACAUUGUAGUUGUUUAGUCUUUCAUUUCAGACACUCAUGGAUGUAAGGCACAGUUAAAUUCCAGUUAGUCUUUUGGGCCUUUGAAACAUGCCUGCAGGUUUAGAACAAGGGGAGAGCUUGCCGCACCUUUAUAUUUACAAUACAAGCACCUGUACAGGAAGAUCUACCCUUUAGGGAGAUCAGGUAGACGAGACGAGACAUCAGAAGGAGAAGUGGGAAGAAAAGAAAUCUCUUUAAGCCAAGCAAGUGUUGCUGGUAGUUUAUUUGGCUAUCAUGUCCUUGAGGGGUGUGUGUGUGUGUGUGUUUAUAUAUUUUCAUUCAGAUUUAGGUGAGGCUUGCAGGGUGUCAGUGAAUGCAGAAAGAUAAACUAUCUAAAUUAUUAUUAUUAUUAUUAUUAUUUAUUAUUAUUUAUACCCCGCCCAUCUGGCUGGCUUUCCCCAGCCACUCUGGGCAGCUUCCAACAAAACACUAAAAUACAAUAACCUAUUAAACAUUAAAAGCUUCCUUAAACAGGGCUGCCUUCAGAUGUCUUCUAAAAGUCUGGUAGUUGUUCUUCUCUUUGACAUCUGGUGGGAAGGUGUUCCACAGGGCGGGCGCCACCACCGAGAAGGCCCUCUGCCUGGUUCCCUGUAACUUGGCUUCUCGCAGUGAGGGAACCGCUAGAAGGCCCUUGGCGCUGGACCUCAGUGUCCGGGCAGAACGAUGGAGGUGGAGCCGCUUGCCACUUUUGCUUCUGCCCGUUUGCUUGCCUCUCACCCACAGAGGGAGAGGACAAGACACCUGCUGAAGUUUCUGCUCUCUCCUCCCUUUGUUUGCUUGGAGAAGGAAGGCUGAAGAGCAGGAGGGCCAAAGGGCUCCCCUGAUGGGGCAGCAGCCCCCCCCAGCCUCCCCCCCCGCCAAGAAAGGUGGUAUAGAAAUGCAUUACAAAAAUGUGUUACUAACACCCACAUCGGCCCAAAUAAUAAUAACAGCUCCACCUGGUACGCAGGCUGAGACCCUAUCUGCCUGCGGACUGCCUUGCCAGAGUGGUGCAUGCUCUGGUUAUCUCCCGCUUGGACUACUGCAAUGCGCUCUACGUGGGGCUACCUUUGAAGGUGACCCGGAAACUACAACUAAUCCAGAAUGCGGCAGCUAGACUGGUGACUGGGGGCGGUCACCAGUACGUUUCCGAGUACAAUUCAAAGUGUUGGUGCUGACCUUGAAAGCCCUAAAUGGCCUCGGUCCUGUAUACCUGUCUCCACCCCCAUUGCUCAGCCCGGACACUGAGGUCCAGCUCCGAGGGCCUUCUGGCGGUUCCCUCGCUGCAAGAAGUGAGGUUACAGGGAACCAGGCAGAGGGCCUUCUCAGUAGUGGCGCCCGCCCUGGAACGCCCUCCCACCAGAUGUCAAGGCAAUAACUAUUUUACUUUUUAAAGACAACUGAAGGCGGCCCUAUUGGAAGUUUUUAAUGUUUGAUGCUGUAUUGUUUUUAAUAUUUGGUUGCAAGCCGCCCAGAGUGACUGGGGAAACCCAGCCAGAUGGACGGGGUAUGUAUAAAUAAAUAAAUAAAUAAAUAAACCCCACCCAUCUGGCUGGGUUUCCCUAGCCACUCUGGGAGGCUUCCAACAAAAGAUUAAAAGUACAUUAAAGCAUCAGUCAUUAAAAUCUUCCCUAAACAGGGAUGCCUUCAGGUGUCUUCUAAACGUCAGAUGGUUGUUUAUUUCUUUGACAUAUGAUUGGAGGGCGUUCCACAGGGUGCGUGCCACUACCGAGAAGGCCCUCUGCCUGGGUCCCAGAGUAGCUUUUCAUAGCCCCAAAGGAGAAACCCUUUUUGUAAAAUUUCCCUUCCUGACCCCCAAGUGCUACAGAUGGUUCCUUUGGGCAGUAAAGGUAAAGGGACCCCUGACCGUUAGGUCCAGUUGUGGAUGACUCUGGGGUUGUGGCGCUCAUCUCGCUUUAUUGGCCAAGGGAGCCGGCGUACAGCUUCUGGGUCAUGUGGCCAGCAUGACUAAGCUGCUUCUGGCGAACCAGAGCAGUGCACGGAAAUGCCGUUUACCUUCCUGACUGAGCUGUACCUAUUUAUCUACUUGCACUUUGACAUGCUUUCGAACUGCUAGGUUGGCAGUGUGUGUGUUUUAAAAAAAAAUAAUGUUAAUGUUUUGUUUUAUAUUUUUGGAAACCAUCUAGAGGGGUGGGUUGUUGUUUUUUACAAUCAAGUGGUAUAUAAAUGUUCUUAAGUAAAAUGAGGCCGGAGGAACAUUGCCCGGCUAUUGUUUUAUUGUUUUAAUGCUGUACACCGCUUUGAGGUUUUUAUUAAAAAUAUAAAGUGGUAUGGAAGUUAAUUAAAUAAAUAAAAUUAAAAUGCAGUCCUAUACCCACUUACCCAGGAGUAAGUCCCAUUGAACUAUAUAGGGAUUUACUGAGAAGGUGUGCAUUAGAUUGCUCUGUAAAGCUCUUUACUCUGAUGUUUGGUACUCAGUUUUCUACCUCAAGUACUUUAAACUGUUGUUUCUAGUUUUCACUUUUUCUCCUCUGUUUCCUUUCUUUAUGGUUUGGGAGAGAGGGCAGGCUGUGUUUCUUUAAAAAUACAAUUAAAACUCACAGCAUUCAGCAUAGUGUAUUACAGUUGCAACAACAGGUAGAAUAAUAAUUAAGUGGCCCACUGAGCAAUUUUCAAGUGGUCUGUGGGGGGAAAAGUUUCGGGACCACUUUCUUAAACAACAAAAUGUUGGAAUAAACAAUAAACUUAAAAAAUUAUUUCUCUGCUUGGUCGCCUGUAGCAGAUUCUUACUCCCACAGGCAAGUGGCUAUUUGCAAGCUAAAAUCAAGUGACCUUGACAAAUCAUAGCAAUAAUUUAUUACUUACACCACACCCACCUGACAGGGUUUCCCCAGCUACUCCGGGCGGCUUCCAACAUAAUAAAGACACAGCGAAACAUCACACAUAAAAAACUUCCCAGUACAGGACUGCCUUCAGAUGUCAUUGUGCAGUUGUUAAUCUGUUUGUCAUCUGAGGGGAGGCCGUUCCACAGGGCUGGCGCCACUACCGAGAAGGCCCUAUAGCAAAAGGAAGUCUACGGAAGGACAUUUACCUACGUGCAGAAACUUGGGAGAAGCAUUUAUAUUGCAAGACCUGUUUUGAAAGAGAAAGAGAUGUGCGCUGGGGGUCCAACAUAAUUUUCUGGCCUCCCACCUGUCCCUCUUUAGGUUUCCCCAUUCUGUACAUAUGUGGCACUCCUUGCCUUGACAAAGAGGGGCAAAGCUGACCAUUGAACCAUUUCCUAACAGGGAAUAAACUAGGAAAGGUCAGACAAAUGCUCACAGUGCACUAUGUUAUUUGCAGAAUUCCCACUGGUACUUUUUAAACUCAUGAGUGUGGUGGAGUUAAUUUUCAUUGUUGUUGCAGCUACAUUUAAUUUUGAGGACCAAACUGAUGAUGAUGAAUUUUCUUAAUUUGUUUUGGAUGGCAGGAUUUAUGUUUUAAGUAAAUGUGAACAUCUGUGGGUUUGCAGUACACAACUGUGACUAACUUAUUUUGCUCGAUAGUGGGGAGAGCAUCAAAGGGAAGGAAUGUUUUUUUUUCAGAUAAGUGAGUAUCUAUUUGCAUAUGUGCACAUGUGCGCACAUACUUGUGACGUAUGGUGAAAUGAAGCAGAAAGGUCCCAUUGUUACAGUCUGUGUGGAUGUUUAACUCCGAGCACAUCAGAAACGAGAUCCAAACAAGAUUAACAUUACAGCAAAUGUCCCUCUUCCCUCUAGCCCUGGUAAUCCCAGAUAGUCAAGGCAGAAGAUGUUUGGGCUUUGGUGGGUCUCCAAGUGGAGUCUAUGGAAUAGGCUCAAACCUCACCUUAGUCCAUCAUUUGCUUGUUCAUUUAGGAUUUGUAACCCCAAGAUGACGGAGAUAACAACAACAACAACAACAACAACAACAACUUAUUAUUUAUACCCCGCCCAUCUGCCUGGGUUUCCCCAGCCACCCUGGGUGGCUUCCAACACAAUAUUAAAAUACCGUAAUGCAUCAAACAUUAAAAGCUUCCCUAAACAGGGCUGCCUUCAGAUGUCUUCUAAAAGUCUGGUUGUUGUUGUUCUCUUUGACAUCUGGUGGGAGGGCGUUUCAUAGGGCGGGCGCCACUACUGAGAAGGCCCUCUGCCUGGUUCCCUGUAACUUGACUUCUCGCAGUGAGGGAACCGCCAGAAGGCCCUCGGAGCUGGACCUCAGCAUCCGGGUAGAACGAUGGGGGUGGACCGAGGCCGUUUAGGGCUUUCAAGGUCAGCACCAACACUUUGAAUUGUGCUCGGAAACGGACUGGGAGCCAAUGUAGGUCUUUCAAGACCAGUGUUAUGUGGUCUCGGCGGCCGCUCCCAGUCACCAGUCUAGCUGCCACAUUCUGGAUUAGUUGUCACCUUUAAAGGUAGCCCCACAUAGAUCGCAUUGCAGUAGUCCAAGCGGGAAAUAACCAGAGCAUGCACUACUCUGGCGAGACAGUCUGUGGGCUGUCUCAGCCUGCGUACCAGAUGGAGCUGGUAAACACCUGCCCUGGACACAGAAUUGACCUGUGCCUCCAUGGACAGCUGUGAGUCCAGAAUGACUCUCAGGCUGCACACCUGGUCCUUCAGGGGCACAGUUACCCCAUUCAGGACCAGGGAGUCCUUUACACCUGCCCACCUCCUGUCCCCCCAAAACAGUACUUCUGUCUUGUCAGGAUUCAGCCUCAAUCUGUUACCCGCCAUCCAUCCUCCAACCGCCUCCAGACACUCACACAGGACCUUCACCGCCUUCACUGGUUCUGAUUUGAAAGAGAGGAUUGCAUGAUAGGUGCUUGAUAACCUCCCUUCCCUGUUUUUGCGUUCAUGAAUUGCAUUAAAAUUGGUGAGUGGUCACAGACCUGCCGCAGUGUAGUCUUUCUUCAAGGAUAGUGAGUGAUCAGCCUUGGAUUGCCAGCGGUUAUAGGGAGGCAGCCUCUUGAGUUCACAGGGCCCAGGUUUUUUAAGGUAAUAAGGUGUGGAAGACUACUUGCUCGUCUUGGAGGUGUGAAACUUGUAAAGAACUAGUAUAGCCUCCAGUCUUUAUUGAAGCCUGUCUAUGGGGCAGUACACUUUCCGCUCUAGGGCUGGGAGUGCAUCAAAGCUUUUGUUGCUAGUUCUCAUCAGGGAAAAACAACACUGGUGUCUCCUCUAAUUGAGGGUGGGCUGUCUUUAAUGCCAUCAAGGGGGAGAAGUAAUUUUUUAAAGCAUCAAAGCCCCUUUUAUCUUAACAGCUGCUGGUCUGAAGCAUACACUAGAAUUUUUAUUUUUAUUUUUUAAGCAACUUUUGGGUAGUAUACAGGAGAUAUCCUGUCUCCAUGUUAGAAUGUAUGGAAAAGCAUAGCGUGUAUCACAUGUCCAAUACUGUAAGAGUGAGAUGUGGACUCUCAAGUUUGUGUAUCUGAAUUAUCUGCGUGGAGGUAGAAUGUUGCUGCCAAAUGGCUUUCUCAGCCAAUGACGUAAUGCCUUUGUUUUUCUGGAAACUGGUGUCUUGAAGAACGCUGUGAUGAUGCAGGUACAGAGUAAAGAGAGGAGGAGCGUUGGAAGGAACAAGGAAGCAAGUGCAAAUAGUGAGGCAGAAUGACACAAUCAGACUGCAGAAUUAUUUCAUUGUACUUUCAGUGUUGGGUGCUCUUUUGCUCACCUGGACAGGGAUAGGUUGCAGAUGGACACUGGGGAAGGAAUGUCUCUCUUGGGCUCCCCCUCCAAGACUUUAAUGUUAGCUGAUCCAAACCAGGGAUCUUUGGGUAUGGCUCUUGGCGUACAGUUAAUGGACCAGCAAUAUGCCAAAUGCAGCCAGUGGAAGUUGCUCAAACUGUGAUUAUGAGUGCACGUAUAUAAUACAGUGGUACCUCGGGUUACAUACGCUUCAGGUUACAUACGCUUCAGGAUUCAUACAUACGCGCCUUCCCAAAGCGGGAGAUCAGGUGUGAGAAGGGUGCGGGGGAUCUUUGGAGCAAGUCCAAACGUGUGGAGGCUGGGAAAGAGAGAGGCGAGCGUUUUUUUGCUCCAAAAGUGAGCUGGGGCCGCAGCCGGGGAGAUGAUCCAGAGUGCCUGGGAUAGGAAACCGGGAAGUCUUCGCUCCUGCCAGUUUUGCAAACCUUAGAACCCAGAUCCUAAAGAAACCCAAACCAACCCAGAAACUGCUCACUUGGGCUGCAUUUAAAAUACAGCGGUACCUCAGGUUACAUACGCUUCAGGUUACAUACGCUUCAGGUUACAGACUCUGCUAACCCAGAAAUAGUGCUUCAGGUUAAGAACUUUGCUUCAGGAUGAGAACAGAAAUCAUGCUCCGGUGGCACGGCAGCAGCAGGAGGCCCCAUUAGCUAAAGUGGUGCUUCAGGUUAAGAACAGUUUCAGGUUAAGAACGGACCUCCGGAACGAAAUAAGUACUUAACCCGAGGUACCACUGUAAUAGAGGCGAGUGUGUGCUCGAAGCUGUUAUUCUGUACAUUAUCUCUUGCCCAACUCCCUGAAAAGUGUGUGUGAAAUGUAUUUGCAGAUGUUAGCCUGCUUGCUAAACAUCUCACCAUCAGUAUGUUGGUGCCAAAGUCUUUGCAUCGUCUUUUUUGCUUGCCACACCUGCUUGCUUUUCAGUAAGCAUUGCACGGACUUACCACGCCCUUAACACGAAGCGAGUCCAUGAGUCCACCUAGUUUCCUAUUUUAUGGCAGCAGCUCUUCCAAGCUACUUUCUAGUUACCUUUAAGGUUGUAGAGACAUUUUUUUUUUAAUACUAUUAUUUACAGUGGUACCUUGGUUGCUGAACUUAAUCCGUUCCGGGAGUCCGUUCGACUCCUGGAACCGUUCGAAAACCAAGGCACAGCUUCUGAUUGGCUGCAGGACCUUCCUGCACUCAGUCGGAAGCUGCGUCAGAUGUUCGGCUUCCGAAAAACAUUCGCAAACUGGACCACUCACUUCCGGGGUUGCGGUGUUUGGGAGCCGAUUUGUUUGGGAGCCAAGGUACCACUGUAUUUCAAUGCUAAAAGAAUUGGGCAGAUUUGGAAAUGUACCCCAAGGUCCUCUAGUCCAACCCCUUGCAGAUGCAGGAAUCCUGCCCACAGUUUUCCCUGGGUGGGUUCGAACACCAACCUUCUGGUUAACAGCCAGACACAAUGAUCCAUUGUGCCACAGGAGAUUAUAAUUACUUGGAAGCAUGCUGAUUGUUAGAUCUAUUUCAGUCUCACGUGAUAAACUCAAUCAUAAGCAUUGCAUGUAACUACACUCCUGUCACAACGCUGAGGAGGAGUAUUAAGACAAUCAAAUAAUUUUUAAAAAUGAAGAAGGCUUUUUUUGUUUGUCCCUUUAUCAAUGGCCUUAAACCACCAGCCUAAAUUUGUCUUCAGGUUGUCUCUCUGGCAUGAGAUUACCUAUUUAUUGUUGCAGUUAUAUGCUGCCCUUUUCUCAAAGAAGCUCAAGGUUGUGUUCAUGGUUCUCUCCCUCUUCAAUUAAUUCUCACAACAACUCCGUGGGGUAGGUUAGGGCAGUGACUGGCUCAAGGUCACCCAGUGAACUUCAUAGCCAGAUGGGAAUUUGAACCCUGGUCUCUCAGACUGAAAACAUGUUUUCCUGUGGAUACUUAAUAAUGGAGCAAUUUUAGUUUCGUAUUCCAUUCUGAUCUGGAGCAAACCUGCUUGAUAUCUGUUGUCCUGUGUCCAGCAUUUCCCCCACUACUUUGCAGCGAUAAUUUGCCUUUGGCAAAGGUUGACAGUAUCCAUUUUUAAUUGCACGUGUUGUGUGUAGAUUUGUAAGUGCUUUCAACGAAUGUUUCUCUGUAGAGACUCCUUGGGGGAAUAUCCAUCUUCCCUGUUAUGAAAUGGAUAUUCUCCAAGGGUUAGUUUACAUAAUAUCUGAUCAGUGAUGUUGGAGGCCUUUUGUAAAUUUGAUAAGGUGCUUACUAAGUAAGUUGCGUUUGCCACGAAAACAGGCGUGCGAGCUUGAAGUGCUUUGGCGUUUGUGCAAGAGCAGGAGAACAAAGUGAAAGGUGCAGAGCAGCUUUUGUCACAUGCAACUGCACUCAUGACUAGGAGUGGCUUUAGCGCAUGGAGCAUUCUCAGACCAGUCUGCAUUUUAAUGUGCAAAUUGCAGGUUUGUUUUGCUGGUGUAUUUUGGGUGGAGAAGCAAAAUUGGAGCGCUCUCUGAAGCUCUAAUUGACUCUAUCACACCUCGUGUUCCUGUAGGUUCUUCACUUAUUUUGCACUUCCUGUCGCUGAUCAUGUGAAACGGCCUUUUCAAAGCAGUUUGGCUUAAUGUGCAAGCAACAGAAAUCAGAACGGGGCGCAAAGUAGGGCAGUUUCUUUGCAGGCUCUUUUGAUAAGCCGACUGUGUGCGCUUGGGAGUGGUCCAGUUUCUACAUACGGGAAUUUCAAGGCUUACCUCAUUUCUUUCGCCUGCUUCAGAUCCAUAUGCUGUUAACUGCAGGAAUUUGUUGAGAACUGCAUUUUGCUGGUUUUCAAACUUAGCUUUCUUAACUUCACUUUGCUCAAGGGGCACCAAAGGGGGGAACCAAGGAAGUGAUUAAAAAUCUAGACUUUCCAGUGUAUCCAUGUCACAGUGACUGAUAACAGCAGGUUUUUUAGCAGGUUCGGAGAGGCAGAAAUGAUUUGCUUCUCUGUUCCUUUCUUCGUUUUCGCUCUUUCUGUGUCUUUCCUUAGCCCUGCUUUUAACUCUCCUGGCAUCGCAGCCUACUUCUGCUGACUCAUGCCAGGCCUUUCUUCAGCACAAUUUGACAGCUUUUCAAAUACGAAUGCUAGCUUAACCAUAAAAGUUAUUUUUCUAAUGUCCUUAAUGUUUGGCCCCUGUGAGUAGUUUUUUUUCACCGAGCCGAAGCCUGCAUAAAAGUAAUUUAUCGCUGGAAAUUAAAUCAAGGCCAACUGCAGUGAUUCGGGCUUCAAAAAUUAAAAUCCCUGAUUGCUGACUCAAUUAGAAUGCCAGUGGGUAAGUACGUCAAGCCUCCAGCAUUUACAGGAAAAAGAAUUGGCGCUCUUUUGUUGUGUACUUCUGAGCUUAAAAGCACUUACAGACCAAAUUCAGUACUUUAUUCUGCUGUGCAUUAUUGUAUUUAUGUAACAGCCAUUGUCUUCUGUGUCGUGUGUCUUUGAAAGUGUUGGGUGAAUGUGGUCUUUGCCAGUGGCCUUCAGACUGUAUGGAAUGGUUUUUGUGUAACUUAAUUUUUAAAGCUUGCUGAUUUUUCUAUUAGAAUAGCAUUCUGUGGUGCUCUCCAUGCUGUGCUUAGGUUGGCAGGGUUGCUUUUCAAUGUCCUACCUCUUUCAAGUGAAUAUUCCAUGAAAAAGCCAACACUACCACUUUUAUAAAAGGUGUGUGGGGGGGGAUCAAAUAUUCAAACUUUGUGUUCCCACUGAUUAUUUUCUGCAGCAGUGUGUAAUGCAACCCUGAAAAGUGUGUGUGUGUGUGUGUGUGUGUGUGUGUUGUGAUGCAGUUGUGACCCUGGUCUAAAUUACAUCAUGCAGGUUAAAAUACAAGUUUGAUCUUAAAUUAUAAAACAGGUUAGGGAGAUCAUACCACAGCAUAUGUGUGUGAACCAUGUUAGGAAUAUUUCCAUGAAGAAAAAUGUGUGUGUGUGUGUGUGUGUGUGAUAUUUUCAUAGUAAUAUUUCUUCUCUGGUUGCAUAAUCUUUAUUAUUGGUGACAAUGUUCUAAAAAGGCUGCUCUUGGUCAUGCACUUUAAAAAAGUAUACAUAUGUUUGUAGCUUGCAGGUUGGAAGCAAAUAAGAAGGCAGUAAACUAUUGUCUGGGAACAUUUCAGCCUUUGAAUCAAUUUUCUUUUUGUGCUGUUGGGCAUUUUUUAUUAUGGAUUUCUGUGGAGUAAACUUAAGGACCCUGCUUUCUCCAGUCAUUGUACAAGGGACUUAGCUUCCAUUAGCAUUAAUGGGCAUUAACCAUUCCACGUAUAGAAAUUGCAGACAUGCAAGGCAAUGCAUAUAUUGCUUUGUGUGCACAGUUCCUGCAUUAUAACCACAGACUCAAGUCUUGUAUGCUGGGCAAUCGCAAGCCUUGUAUUUCAGUCCCUUAAGUAAAGGGGGACAGAGGCGGGGAAGAAGAGGCAGGGCAGGUUGGUGUAAAUCAGCCUUCCUCAAACUUUGGGUCUCCAGAUGUUGUUGCACUACAAUGUCCACCUUCUCAGGCAGCAUGGCCAAUGAUCAAGCAUGAUGGGAGUUGUAGCUCAGCAACAUCUGAGGAUCCAAGUUUGGGGAAGACUGGUCUGUAUGCAUCUACUAGAUUCCUUUUGGCUUCCAGAGUAGUCUUUUAGGGUUGCAUGUUACCUUCCUCAGAGAUCUCAAAAACUGGCACACUCUUAAUAUAAAGUCUGUAUUCCUUCUGAUUGUUCAGAUGAGUCUGAACAUUCAGUAUGCCAUCGUAACUCAAGGGCUCAAAUCGAACCUUCGGAGCUGUCUAAAGACUCCUGUUGCUGCAGAGACCUGGAUUUGGUUUGGCUUUUUCCCUCCUGCUUUUCCUCCUUACUGCUCUACCAACUCUGAGCAGCUGGCUGGUGCUUAUAGCCAUAGGUUGAUGUGAAGACUGAUAAGAUGUGGGACAUUUGGAGAAAAUGAGGUAGCCAGGUGGAGGUGUGUGGGUGGGAGAUCUCAGUGGUAGAACAUACACAUUAUGCUCAGAAGGCAUCAGGCAAUUCCUGACAUCUCCAGGUGGGGCUGGGAGAGACCGCUGUCUGAAACUGAAAAGCCACUGCCGGUCAGUGUAGGCAGUGCUGAGUUAGAUAGAACAAUGGUCUGACUGUAUUAGACAAGUUCCUAGGUUUCCUAUGGUGCCUUUCUCUGUUGAUUCAGGUCUCGCCCACAAGAAGGAGAGUGUGCAGGCAGUUAGUUGCUAAGCAGCUGCUCAUGUUCUAAACUUCAUCUGUUGAUGUAGUCUUCAGAAAUGCCCUAGUGCUACAUCCCAAUUAGUUAUCGUACAUCAUCACAUAGUUACAUCAUCACAUAGGUGAUCCUGAUUGACUGUAAUGUCUUCAGCAUGCAGGGCAGGUCCUACUUGGAAAUAAGAAAACAGGUCUCCUUCUUUGGCGACAUAGGAAGCUGCCUUAUACUCAGACAGUAGGUCCCUGUAGCUCAUACACAGAUAAUAUAUCUAGAUAAUUUCAUUUGUGUGCCGCCUUUUCAUAGUUCAAGCCAUGCUCAAGGCAGCUUACAGCAUGAAAAAAAUACCUAAUUACAACAUCAGCAAGGCAGUUUAUCACCUCCCCAUCAGUGUUUGUAAUUAGCCAGAUGCCAGGUGUAUUAUGCAGAUGACACAACCUUGAUGGCAGAAAGUGAGGAGGAAUUAAAGAACCUUUUAAUGAGGGUGAAAGAGGAGAGUGCAAAAUAUGGUCUGAAGCUCAACAUCAAAAAAAUGAAGUUCAUGGCCACUGGUCCCAUCACCUCCUGGCAAAUAGAAGGGGAAGAAAUGGAAGCAGUAAGAGAUUUUCCUUUCUUGAGCUCCAUGAUCACUGCAGAUGGGGACAACAGUCACAAAAUUAAAAGAUGCCUGCUUCUUGGGAGAAAAGCAGUGAAAAACCUAGACAGCAUCUUAAAAAGAAGAGACACCACCUUGCCAACAAAGGUCCGUAUAGUUAAAGCUAUGGUUUUCCCAGUCGUGAUGUAUGGAAGUGAGAGCUGGACCAUAAAGAAGGCUGAUUGCCAAAUAAUUGAUGCUUUUGAAUUAUGGUGGAAAAGACUCCCUGGAAAAGACCCUGAUGUUGGGAAAGAUGGAGGGCACAAGGAGAAGGGGAUGACAGAGGACGAGAUGGUGGGACAGUGUUCUCGAAGCUACCAACAUGAGUUUGACCAAACUGCGGGAGGCAGUGGAAGACAGGAGUGCCUGGCGUGCUCUGGUCCAUGGGGUCACAAAGAGUCGGACUAAACGACUAAACAACAACAAAUCAGCAAUCUGCGACCAAGUGAAGAUGCCUGGGUGCCAUGAUUGUGCCUGACAUACCCGCCAUCUGGAGGUGCUUUGCCUGAGGAUCUUUGGAUCUUGACUGGUUUCACACACUAAUACCACAUCCUGUUGAGUCUACCAGUUGUAUUUUAUUUGCCCAAUCAGAAUGAAUUUCAGGAACCCUAAUGCUUUUUCUGUGCAGCCGGAGCAGCAGCAGUGAACGAUGCUAGAGUUAGUUGUUGUCACUUGUCUUCACUUAGCCCACCCCCUUGCCCUGCUCACAGUUGUGAAGAAUAUUCCUCAUGGUCCAUGUCACCAUUAACAAAGAAAGGUCGAAGUAGGCCAAUGUAUACGUGGACUGUCUCUGGAUAAAGUGACUUUUCUUCCUUAAAUUCUCAAAGUUUAUAUUUUAGUUCAAGGUUGUCAUCUGAACUAGCCAAAUGUUUAACUGAUAAUCACAGUCAGUCCAUCAUUUGAAAAAUAAGGCUUCAGAGCCAUCUUGCCCCAAAAUGGCAACUAGACUUUCUAUCUUGCUGACUGUAACUUUGGUUUAAAGAGCCAUUUGGUGCCUGGCUUUUAUAUAUGAGUUUCUAACACUGCCCCCCCAUCCCCUUCUACUUUCCUCUUGGUUAAAUGAAAUUACCCUAGACCGUGUUAAUUGUUUCUUCACCUUCCUUAGUAAUUAAAAGAAUAAAGGGUCUUAGUGGAAAGUAGAUUUAGCUCAGGAAACUGGGAUGCAGUCAUAGCUCCUAGAGCAGGGGUAGGCAACCUAAGGCCCGGGGGCUGGAUGUGGCCCAAUUGCCUUCUCAAUUCAGCCCGCGGAUGGUCCGGGAAUCAGCGUGUUUUUACAUGAGUAGAAUGUGUCCUUUUAUUUAAAAUGCAUCUCUGGGUUAUUUGUGGGGCAUAGGAAUUCGUUCAUUAUUAUUUUUUCUAAAUAUAGUCCAGCCCACCACAUGGUCUGAGAGACGGUGGACUGGUCCAUGGCUGAAAAUGUUUGCUGACCCCUGUCCUAGAGGCAGGAGGAAGAUCUAGCCCAUCUCUUUCAUGCAAAUGGCUGUGCCCUGAGGAUUCCUAAUUGGCUCCUGAUUGCCAAAUCACAUCAAAAGAUGUUUGAACGGGAGAUUGUUGGAUCUGCUUGCUUGACCAGGCUGUUUUCAAUGGGACUCGCUAAAGUCUUUUUCUGUGACGAAAGGUAUUCCUUGAGACAAAUGUGCUCUUCUCCCCCCCACCACCCCCAAGACAGGGCUAGCAUCAAGCAACAGACAGUGACUGCUGGUUGAAUGCAUGGGUAUGCAGACUUGCAGUUGAUGAUCCAAAAGGGGCUGAAAAUGGAGUCAAGAAAGACUGACCGAGUGAUCUAAUUGUCACGAUUAAUGUUUGUAUUUAUGUGGGUGGGGGGAAUGGAGAGAGAGAGUGGGUUCUGGGUUUGUUUUUUGAGGCGGGAGAGUGCUGCCCAUCUCCCCAAGCUGAAAACCCACCCCUAUAAGUUGCUACAGACGAUGGUUCUUGCAGUCAUACUCGGUUUAUGUAUGAGUUGCGUUGUUUAUCACCAUUCACAGUGCCCAGGACUAUUACGUGGUUGUCCAUUGUGCUAUGCUUGUGCAAUCUUGUUGCACACAACAGAAGUCACUGUUGUUAUUUCCAAUAUUUGGGAGAUGCGAUAACCCUGCCGCUGGAGUGCCAUCCUGAGGGAAGAUGUCUGGAUCCGACGCACUAAAUUGCAACUGCAUGUUUAUUAAAAAGGGGGGGAAAUGGGGGGGGGAGAUUGCAUGCAAAUUCUUUAAAACAACUUCAGAGAAAGAGAGAUGUAACAUGUGUUAGCAGUACCGAUUAUUAGUUGGCCACUCAUGCUGGGAAGCUGGUAUUUUGGGGGGGACAUUUCUCAACAUGUAAAGGAUCAAUAGCUUCUCAAGAAUUUGUCUAAUUGACAUGCCGUGUAAUUACAAGAAAAGUAGUCAUUUCCCAUCAUUAAUAAAAAUUGAGAUUUCAGCAGACUGAUGACUCUGGAGCAUUACGAUGGGAUUUCACUGGCAUUGACAAAGGAAGCAUCAGAGGUUACCGGCCACUGUCACAAGAUUUUGCAAACUUUAUUUAUCACCUCCCUGUUCCAUUCCUGUUGUGGCAUUGUGGGCUGAGCCUGUUGCCCACAUAAGCUAUUGCAUGUUGAAACAGGGGCUGGGAUGCAGGAGGCAAUCAACGGAUGCUGCAUAUUUUUCUGGGUUUUGUUGUAGCAUAGUUAUUGAUCAGUUUAAGGAAUCUAGGUCAGGGAUUACUGUUCAUGUGUUAAAUGGAAACACAUUGGGCCGGGAUCCACAAAUUUUGGCUUUGCUGAAAACUAACAUGUCUCCCGUAAACAUUUUUAUUGCCUUUUUCUAGAUGAUCACCAUACAGCGUGACUAGAUAUAUAGAUAUAUAAUGAAACAAUGAAACCACAAAACCUUUAGGCAUGUGGCCCAUGUCGAAAGAGACACAAUACAUUAUCCAUCUACAUCGCAUGGAGAGGAAGAUGUAAAACAGGAAAGUACAUGCAGUCAUAGCCUCAUAAUUACACAUGGUGCCAGAUUUUCCAGGCCUGUAAAGCUGGCCUUUGAGAACAUAUCAUUUGAAGUAAAGUCAGUAAAGGAUUGCCAAAUCAUAUAGAAAUAAUCUUUGCAAUUCAGAGAAUUUGAGGGAGGGCAGGCGUUGUUGCCAGUGGUGGUCUGUUUGUGAUGUCAGCAUAUUGAAGGCAGUAUGGGCAUAUCGUAUAUUGCUUUUUUCUUUCUUUCAUAUUCUCACUUUUAUGUGUAUCUUUGUUGUUGUUUUUCUCCCUCUCACUUUUCCUUCUUUUUUUUUGUACCACUUUAUUUCUUUUAAUUGAAAUCACCUUAAUAUAUAUAUUUUUAAAAAAGCAUACUGAAGCCAAAUUCAUAUGCAGUUUACAUUAGACGUAGCUCUCAAGUAUAUUUGUGAAAAGACAAAUGUGUGGUGUAAAACGGCUCCUAAAAUGUUGAUAUGCCCACCUCAGAUUUCAAUUAAAAUAACUUUAAAAAGGGGAAACACGGGUGGUGCUGUGGUCUAAACCACAGAGCCUAGGGCUUGCCGAUCGGAAGGUCGGCGGUUUGAAUCCCCGCGACGGGGUGAGCUCCUGUUGUUUGGUCCCAGCUGCUGCCCACCUAGCAGUUCGAAAACACGUCAAAGUGCAAGUAGAUAAAUAGGUACGACUCCAGCGGGAAGGUAAACGGCAUUUCCAUGCGCUGCUCUGGCUCACCAGAAGCGGCUUAGUCAUGCUGGCCACAUGACCCGGAAAAACUGUCUGUGGACAAACGCCGGCUCCCCCAGCCUAUAGAGCGAGAUGAGCGCGCAACCCCAGAGUCAUCCGCAACUGGACCUAAUGGUCAGGGGUACCUUUACCUAACUUAAAAAAGAGAACUUAGCUGGAAUCUGAGGGUGCAUCUGUGUUCUGAGAUGUAUUACCUUUUAGUAAAAUGGCACAGGUGUUGGGAAGAGACCCUGCUCUGGAUGUAGGAUUCAGUUUAUUCAGUUCUAGUUAAAGAAAGGGAAGGCACAAUUUUAUUUCAUGACUGUCAUCGCUUUGCACAGAAACUGCAGUGUUAAGGUUUAUGGUUUACCUUUACUUAGAACUGACCUCCUUGAGUAGUUCUGCCUAGCCCAGUUUAAAGUUUCUCUUUCUGUGUCUGCCCUGAUAAGCAAUGUGCUCCCUACAUUAACAACUUAAGCUCUUUUUGGUUUAAAUCCAUUUAAAGUUAAGCCUGCUUCAGAGACUGACCUCCCCAAACCAACAGAGGGCUGCGUUUAUCACUUCGUGGAAUCAGCAUUUCUAAUUCAUGACACAAGAUGGGCCCAGCGGCUUCUUGACAGCAUAUUCAAUAGCUCAUUGUGCACCUGCUCCUUUAAUUCAGCACAGAAGCUCUGCUGUCCACAUCACCUUGCUCAGUAAAUGUUGUCGUCUGCAUCUAUUUUUAUUUUCUUUCUCUUCAAUUCUCCAGCUGCUUUCUGGGCAGCAGCAACAGCCUGGCUGCUCUUUUCUGGUGCCCAUGUAUUACGAACACAUCCAGCAUGUUCUUUUGUAGACAGCCAUGGUCUUUGUAGGGAUGUCUGGGUGAUGGGGGUGUGUGUGUGUCAUUUUCUUUGUCAUUUUCCUGGCAGUUUGGCUUCUUACAGAUGUUUACUCAUCAUCAGUGCAUAGUGUUGUACCAUACAGGGCAUUGAGGCAACCUCGUCUGAGCAGAGGAAACAUGCAGUUGAGGUAAUUGUGAAUACAUGCCUGGUGUCCUUCUGCCUUUGCCCAUCUCUUUGAAGUUGUGCUGGCAUCUGUCUGUCUUGGGAAACAAUGUAGGAGUGUGGCUUUGGGAGUGGGGUCAAACUGUUGGAAGGUUGCAGUGCCUGCUGUGGCUUUAGAGACCAAAUAAGGGACAGACAUGUUUUGUUGCAGCUGGGGCAGAUGGAGGUAUCCGGUUGUGCUGCUGCAGAUGCGGAUGAAGCCGGGCGUUUCUUUCCUCUGAGCUCCUCCCAGCGGUUAUCCCUCCUCUGGUCAUUGCUAUAGGAAUACAUGACGUGUCUGUCUGGCUCCUGGCACUGCGGUUGUCUGCAAGGGUUUCCCAGAUGGCAGGCUUGAUGUUGCCAGCCUGCAUGUCACGUUUGCAAACAUCUUUGUAACUCUUUGAUGUGCUCUUUCAUAUAUUAUCCUUUUCAGCACUACCCUGUUUUCCUGAAAAUAAGACAGUGUCUUAUAUUAAUUUUUGCUCCCAAAGAUGCGCUAGGUCUUAUUUUCAGGGGAUGUCUUAUUUUUCCAUGAAGAAGAAUACUGUACACAUAUUCCGGGGACGCCUUAUGUUCGGGGGAGGCCUUAUAUUACAGUGAGAGGCAAAACUGGAAGUAGGUCUUAUUUUGGGGGGAUGUCUUACUUUUGGGGAAACAGGGUAGUAAUGCCAAGCUGUGAGCGUAACAAGAAAUACUCUGUAAAAUAAGCCCAUGCUACCUUGGGCCUAUCUAUCAUUGGCUUUGUGUGUUGGUUGCUAUUCUUCAUGCCUUGCAUAUUCUACUAGUACAUUUAUGUUAGCAGUGACCAGUGCAACAGACACCUUGCUUGUAGGCCAAGAUCAAAAGGUUGAAAUAUAAUAAGCUUAACUUGACCACUGUUGCUUUAAAUCAGACUGUUCAUUCUACUUGGUUAUUUUGUUACUGCCACUUUGAAAAGUUACUGGAGAUUCAUCCCUGCUCUUUUCAACCAAUUACCCCAGCCCCUCCAACCCACUUAACCACUUGGGCCAGAGGGCUACACUUGCAGAGUCUUCUUGCUCCUCGUGCUCUGGAGAUUCUCGGAGUUCACCUGAACCUCUGCCCAAGUCUUUACCUGGGCACAGCAGCCUCUGCUAACUGUGAGGCAAUCCACAGUCCAUCCUAACCCUUGGCUUCUAAGUUACCUCAAAGGCUGCCUCUUGGGACACUCACACUUACUUGUAAACCUCCUUCAGCCCCAGUCAGUGAUUUCAGCUCUUUGAUCCUUGAGGCUUUGCAAGGCUCUUGCUUUAUUUUAUUUUGGUUUUCCCAGUAUGGUUUUCCUAGUAGUGAUGUAUGGAAGUGAGAGCUGGACCAUAAAGAAGGCUGAUCGCCGAAGAAUCGAUGCUUUUGAAUUAUGGUGCUGGAGGAGACUCUUGAGAGUCCCAUGGACUGCAAGAAGAUCAAACCUAUCCAUUCUGAAGGAAAUCAGCCCUGAGUGCUCACUGGAAGGACAGAUCGUGAAGCUGAGGCUCCAGUACUCAUGAGAAGAGAAGACUCCCUGGAAAAGACCCUGAUGCUGGGAAAGAUGGAGGGCACAAGGAAAAGGGGACGACAGAGGACGAGAUGGUUGGACAGUGUUCUCGAAGCUACCAACAUGAGUUUGACCAAACUGCGGGAGGCAGUGGAAGACAGGAGUGCCUGGCAUGCUCUGGUCCAGGGGGUCACAAAGAGUCGGACUAAACGACUAAACAACAACAAUAUUCCCCCUCUCCUCCAAGGAGCUCAAGGCGAUGCACAUGGUUCUCCUCCCCAUAUUAUUCUCACAACAACCCUGUGAGGUAGGUUAGGCAAAGAGCGAGUGACCAGCCCAGGGUCAACCCAUGAGCUUCAUGGCUGAGUGGGGAUUUGAACCCUGGUCCUAGUCCAGCACUCUAAUGACUACUUCACCUCCACGUCCCUAUGCCCUUUGCCUGGCUCCUGGCUCCAGCUCCUGCUGCCUCACGGGAUAACUUGACCAUGGUAGGGUGAGGCAGAGGGUCUGCUGUGCUGUGCCAGAGAAACGCGCCAAAUUUCAACCCACUGUUUCUGUGUCAAUGUACAAGGCCUCCCUCUCAAAGCUGUCCUUGCUUUGACAGAAUGCCGGCUGACAGUUCAGCCACCUGAAGUCCUAUUUUGGAGACGUCGCAUCUCUUGCAGCUCCUCACGGCAAAUCAGGAUCAUUUACUCAGUUAACUGUGAAUUUGUGUGUGCAACUUUUAAAACAAACGCUUUACCUUAAGAAAAGAACAAGUAAAGAAAAGGGAUCCACCCCCCAAAUAAUUUUCUCUCCUUCUCUCCUGCUUCCAGCAAAAGAGCCCAAGAUGUGUGGGGAGCUAGCCAGACAUUUGGGAAGAGAGCAGGAUCUCUCACCUCUGUCUAGUGAGUGAGUGGCUUUAUGGAGUCCUGGUCUUCAGAAGAUGCAACCCUCUUCCACAUGAACUACAUUGUUUGCAGAUCUCCAUCAUGCACAAAUCUGGUCCUUUCCCUUUGGGAGAGAAUCCACAAUUGUCAUUGCAAACAGGCAGCAGUAGUCAUCAAUCACUUAAUCAGCCACUUAAUCAUUUUUCAUCACGUCUCUUGUCCAGUCACAAACAGCUCUAUUUUGCUGGUUAAGAACGUUUAGCAGUCAGGAAAUCAUUUAAACGUUCACAAUGUACACUAGCUCCAGAAUGUGACGUAUUAAUUAAAUUCUGCUGCAUCAAAUCUAUCUUCGCUCCCCCCUUCCCCCAACAGCUCUGUAAGCUUUAUAACUCCGGUCUGUGAAGGAUUGUGUAUAAGCGAGUUUUCCUCAUACUGGAGAACUGUAAAACACAUGUUCUGGUUUAUUUUUUUAAUAAACUUUUUUUUUAUUAGAUUAAGCACACCAAAGAACGCUAUAAAGUGAAUGCAUGUCAGAAGAAUAUUGGUGCAAGAAUUAAACCUCAGAUCUCUCCCCCCACGUUCGCCUUCAUCCUUGCACAUAAGAAACUAAUAGCGCUGUGUCCAGGAAACUAACUCGACUGCAGAUUUAAAGCACCAGGCAGUAGAAUCAAACGAAAUUAUUUUGGCUGUCUUUGUGAAGCCAUCCAAAACUUGCGAACUGCGCUUUGUAUGUCAAACGUUUAUGACCAUGUUUCCUUAGUCAUUUCACUUUUAGAUUGGGAAACUGAACGAUAUAGAUUAAUAAAGUAUUCCCACCUGUAUCCCCACCCCCAGCCUUUUUGGAAAGUACCUGGCAGGUGAGCAACUACAAGAAGCAACAGGUGCGCUGUGUGUUUUGUACUUCUGAGCUCACCUAAUAAUGCAUUUCAGAUUCCUAUGUGAUUUUAUUUUAAUAGGUUGUUUUCAUUUGGCGUAAGCCCAUUCAUAGCUUCCUUAAAAACUAAUAGCAAGUAUGUAUUAAAGAUUAUAUAAGAAUCUGUGUCAUUCACCGGGAUCUCCUCUUGGGUAGAUGUGCUGUUGAAAUACUUGAAAGAGGCCGUGUCUGUUGUUAGGCUUAGCUGUAACUUCCAUGUUUAGUAGCUCAGCUAGGGCUUCUGUUUCCCUGAUGCCUCCCCCAUUUUGUAUUUCACUUUGGAGCCAGAGAUUUCUUGUUGCAAUGGCUGGUGCUGAACUGGGAGCAGCUGUGCAAAUUCUAACUUCGAGGAAACCCCCUUAAACUUCUCCUUUUAUAGAAAGCGGAAGGGCAAGGCUCCGAUAGUGCUGAUGUGGAUUUCUAGAAUUAUCCCUCCAAGCAGUAUAUUUAGUUGGAGGAAGUAGGAGGUUGGGUUCAACAUGGUGCAAUGUACAGCACGGUCGUGCCUGUACCAUACCUGUUUGCAUAUGUUGCAAGUGCCCAUAAGCUGAAUCCGGCACAAGGAAUCCAAUACUUAGGCAACACAACAUUUUGGGGGUACAGGAAAAAACAGAAAACAAGAUGCCAACAUGCUCCAAGCCAGGGGACAGCAAACUUUUUCAGCAGGGGGCCGGUCCACUGUCCCUCAGACCUUGUGGGGGGCUGGACUAUAUUCCUAUGCCCCACAAAUAACCCAGAGAUGCAUUUUAAAUAAAAGGACACAUUCUACUCAUGUAAAAGCACGCUGAUUCCCGGACUGUCCACAGGCUGGAUUUAGAAGGUGAUUGGGCCAGAUCUGGCCCCCGGUCCUUAGUUUGCCUACCCAUGUAAUCUAAGCAUUGCAAGCCUGUGCUGUUACAAUGAGAGGUAUGGGAAGUUGCAGUGGAGGCAACAGCGUUGCAUGUCAGCUGCUCCUGUUUUCCUUUCUCUCAGAAAUGAGAACUUGCUAGCUGUGCUCCGUUAGCGUUUGCAGCUUGUCAACACAGAGGCAUGGUUUCCAAACCAUGAGGGGUUCAGCCCUAGAACUUCUUUCCAACAGUGAGGCUGAUGGGAUCUGAGCAGGAUCCGUGGCUCUUCAGAUCUUGGGGCAAAUGCCCUGCUGGGGACGAAGCAGGGAAGGGUUGAAGGUAAAAACAUCCACUGUUGCUAUAACCUUUUUCGGUCUGGAAAGCGUGUGCUUGCCUCUCCAGGACUAACCUGUGCUUCUUCCCCUAGUUUAAAGUGUCUCUCUAUACUAGUUAUGAAGAAAGCCUUUUCUCUUCCUUAGAGGACUUACGCGGGCCCUUUAUUUUUUAUUUAUUUUUUAAAAAAGCAGUGCAGGUGCUGUAUGAUGCGCCGGGUUCAAUUAAAAAGUGUAAAUGCUUUUGGCUCUUCUUUGUAAAGGGGAGCCAAUCAGUAUUUUUUCUGCUGCUUUUGCAGCCUAUUAAGUGCAGACCUCCCAGCUGAGGCUGGAAAUGGGACACACAGCGGCGUAGCUGUCAGGAUGCCACAUCUACAUGGAAAGGAGGGAGCGCAGAAUUAGGGCGCUGCAGCAGCCUGUUCUUAUUACUGCAAGAGCAAUUCCUUUCUUCUUCAGAGGGGAAGACACUGAAUACAUGCAAAUGGAAUAAAAGGGAUUGCGGGAGGAAGGAAGGAAUGGGGAAUGACUUCCAGAUCUUCCAAGCUAGGUUUAUUUGGUUCACAUGGCUUCUGAUUUGUGUCGUUGGAACUCCUCAGUUUGGUAUGUAGAUGUUUAUUGGCUUGUUGGAGAUGAUUUGUAAAGCAAAAUGCGCUUGAUGACGAAAAGCUAAGUUGUGACCUUGGGUCAGAGUUGCCCCUUUGCUUUGGUUCCUUUUAAAUCUUGUUUCCUGCAGAUCCUGUAUUUCAGGGGUGGUGGUCUUUCAGAUACAGUGGUGCCCCGCAAGACGAAUGCCUCGCAAGACGGAAAACCCGCUAGACGAAAGGGUUUUCCGUUUUUGAGUUGCUUCGCAGGACGAAUUUCCCUAUGGGCUUGCUUCGCAAGACGAAAAUGUCUUGCGAGUCUUGAGAUUUUUUUUUCGCUUUUCCCCCCUUUAUCUAAGCCGCUAAGCCUUUAAUAGCCUUUUAGCAGCUAAUCCGAUAAGCCGAUAAGCCUUUAAUAGCCGCUAAACCGCUAAUAGCGCUAAUCCGUUAAGCCGCUAAUAGGGUUGCUUCGCAAGACGAAAAAACCGCUAGACGAAGACUCUCGCGGAACGGAUUAAUUUCGUCUUGCGAGGCACCACUGUAUCGCUGAACUACAACUCCCACAAUCCCUGGCCUUUGGCUGUGCUGGUUCCGUCUGAUAGGAGCUGUAGUUCAGCAACAUCUGGAGGGCCGCAGUUUAACCACCCCUAGUAUAUUGGAGCUAGAGAUCUUCAGUUUAUUUCAGCCUUGUAUUUACUUGUGUGAUCCAAGCACUGUUCUACGAUUACGGCCAGUUGAGGGUAGAGAGGUCAAGAUGUGGGAGGUAUAAAUGAUAGAGCUGGUCUAAUGCAAUGUCUGUGAGACUGAGUUAAGAGCCGGGUGCUCUCACGGGUUUGCUGUAAGAAUUGCUGAGAUACCGCGAAGCUCUGUUGAGUGUUCAAAGCCCUAGGUUGGCAGAGGCUGCUUCACACAGUGCAUAAGUAAUGUUGCCACAAGAUGGUGUGAUUUGCCAUGGGUUUAGAUGACUUUAAAAGAGGAUUGGGCAGCUGCAGGGAGGAAGUUGUAGUCUACCAAUGGCUUUUAUUCCCAAUGGCAAUAUGGGAAACUCCAUGUUGAGAGGCAGUUUCUGGAGGUGGGGAAGCAGCAGGUAAAAGCAGUCCUUGAUACUCCGCUUGUGAGCUUCCAGAAGUGGUGUCUGAGUGGAUGCCAUUGGAAAUAAAAAGCUGCUCCAAAUGGAUUUUCUGGUUUCAUAUAGCAGGGCUGCUCAAUUUUUUUAAAAAACGGGUUAAUAUUUCUAUCCAGCCCUCCCUCCAAGGAGUUCAGGUGUUGCACACCUCACUAUCUCAUGAGGUAGGUUGGGCAGAGUUUGUGACUGACCCCACAGUUACCUGGCAAACUUCAUGACCACAUGGGGAUUUGAAGUCUGAUCUACUCUACCCCCUACUUUCUCAGCCUUGGGUCCCCAGAGGUUCUUGGACUACUGCUCCCAUCAUCCCUGACCACAGGCCAUGUUGGCUGGGAAUGAUGGGAGUUGUAGUCCAGCAGCAUCUAGGGACCCAAGGUUGAGGCAGGCUGCUCUAGCCAUUAAUAAGCCAAACUAGCAUUUCAUUUUUAUGGUUGUGGUUCUCAAGAUACGCAGCUGGCACAGACUUGGUGCUGUUGACAUGAAUACUGCAUUAGGUACGUGGGGACACAGUUACCUUGCUGGAUCCCUCCUGGAGUUGCUUCACUCAGUAUCAUGUCUCCCAACAGCAACCAAAGGGAUGCUCCUGAGAAGUUCAAUAGCAGGACAUGGUGGUGGUUUAUUUCCAGCAUAUGGUGAUGCAGGUCCAUUUUUAGCUGCUACUGGCUAAUAGUAAUCGCUGCCUUGUACUGUUCUAGAGAACCUCGGAUAUUUCGACCCUUGAAUUCACAUGCCUGAGCUUGAGGUACCCAUAUGUCCAUGUGCUUCCUCCUGCUUUUGUGUGAAUCAGCCUUGAAAAGCCUCGGCAGGGUUGCAUUGCUGAAAAACAGUCUCCUCUGGGUGAAAGAAGUGUUUUACAGUAGAUGAGAGAGGAAGAUCUUCUGAAGCAUCUUUGGAAAUGUACAGUGCGGUAGACUUUAUUACAUUCCCUUCUCCCAGGACAAGAGCGAGCUCAGUUGGCACAAGCUUCUGCUUGUAUAUGAAUAAGCAGCAAUUAUGAUGAAGCAAGCUUGCUUCAGACUUCAAACACCAGGGAGUUAAUUUGCUGUAGCCUGAUUGAAAACACAAAUAAAAGAUUUGUAAGUGGCUUGCCUUGGGAUAGAGAAAAUCCAGCCGGCGUGCGGGGUUCUUUUUUAAACAUGCAGAUGUUCAGUCAUAGUUUCCUUCUGCUGCAGGUAUUUGACUACGCAGAAUUAAUGUGUGCCACCUAUCUUCAGAAACAGCCUCUUUUGUUAUUGGUUCAUACAUUUAGCUGCGCUAGUUUUCUGUGGCUAGUGCACACCCGACUGGACAGCAUUGCCAUUUGCUAACAUCCUGUCUUUAUGUUGCUGCAUGAGCCACCCUGAUAAUAUUUAUUUAUAUUGAAGGGAGGCAUAGAAGUGUGUAAAACAAAGAAGGGAUAUGCAUGGUAAGGAGCUGGUGUGCCUCUCCCAGCCUUGUAAUGUGAUGCAGUCAUGCGCAUGCACGCCCAUUCUGCACGAACUUUCUCCACUUUCUGAGGGGAAUGACUUGCACAUAAUUGGGUUCAUGCUGCUUUCACUUCCAGCCUCUCCUGGACUUUCACCAGCAUCUGGCUGGCAGGGUAACCAGACAGACCUGGCUACUUAGCCAAGCAGGGAGGGAAUGUCAAAGACCCAAGAAAGUGGAGGCCAAACUCAAGAAGGCUGAAGCACUGGACUUUCCCCCAAGCAAAUCUUAAUCCGUAAGAGAGCUCUAUGGUCAAGUGGUCUUAAGCACCUAUCCAGCAGGAUUCACAAGUACUGUCAUGCUCUCCCUGUUGCCAUGCAACCUCCCUCGGUCGGGUUGUGGACUCUCCUUCCUUGGAGGUUUUAAAGCAGAGGUUGGAUGGCUACAUGUCAUGGAUGCUUCAACUGAGAUUCCUGCAUUGCAGAGGGUUGGACUAGAGCAGGCUUCCUCAACUUCGGCCCUCCAGAUGUUUUGAGACUACAGUUCCCAUCAUCCCUGACCACUGGCCCUGCUAAGCUAGGGAUCAUGGGAGUUGUAGGCCCAAAACAUCUGGAAGGCCAAGGUUGAGGAGGUCUGGACUAGAGGACCUUUGGGAUCCCUUCCAGCGCUACAAUUCUAUGAUUCUUUGCUCAUCUUGCUAAGGGAUGCUGGUGCAAGGAGGUGGACAAGCAAGCAAAAGAUGGAUCUCUUAUGAGCUCUUCUGCUUGAUCUUGCCUGGAAGCCUUCUGGCCUGCUGUAGCCUUGCCAUAUGAAACUUUGAUUUUACCACAGCAGAUGGCUUUGAGGUUAGUCCUGUGGGCUCGCAUGUGAAAAUGGAUUUUGCACCCCCUGGGGUAUCUAUGAAACUUGUUCGAAAACCAUCCUGUGAACUGCACUUGGAUUCCUGGAUGUGCCCAGUUUUAUUCAAACCGGUUAGCAAUUGACCUGUUCUGAUGAUACACAGGGGCAUGGGAAGCUGCCAGUCAUGCAAGGCCUUUGAGAGAUUUUGCAGUAUAGUGGUAUGCUUCACAAAGCCACUUUGGCGCUGCAAAUAAAUAGUGUCUACUUUUUAACAUUUCUCUGAUCCUCUGAAGGGAGGAUAAAGCAACAAGUAUUUCUUCUUUGGGGUCACAAGCCUGCCAAACUCUUCCUUGCAGUGGUAAAACCCCUUUUUACUUUUCAUUUGCAAAGGACAGAGUAUUUGACAUCUGCUCCCUUGUUCUGGAGCAACUCAUUCACUACAACAGGUGAUGGUCAAAUGCCCUUCUUGUAUCCUUUAAUUCACUGGUUCAAAAGCUCUGCUGCUUUGCUAAAUUAAUUUUGCAAUUAAAUGGGCUAUUCCUAAUUCAGUUUGGUGAGAUGCAGACAAAUCUGAACACUAAUAAUGUGCUCACUUUGCUGGGAUGUUCAAUCAGAGAAGCUUUGUAGCUUAAUGGCAUUAAAAAAAGCUCUGAGAUGGAAGUGGAAAGUUUUUAUUAGUCUUACAAAGUGGAGCACAGAAGGAGUCCCAUCUACUCUGUCAUGCUGAGAGAGAUUGGAAAGGAUACAAGUUUGUUACUGGAUAAUUCUAAAAGCUUUUAACAGCUGUAAAACAGCCGAAUAUAUAAUAGCGUCUUAUUAUCGUGAUGUGAGAGGCUGUCCAAAGAGCUCUCAAGGCCUCCUCCCUGCCUGUUUUCUUAAUGGCUUUACACAUAUCUUAUUUAAAGAUCAGCCGUUUUCUAUGUAAAUAGGACACAGGCACUGCUACCUCUUCCCAUUUGUGUUUUGGAACUGUGACCAAGUGUCAUGCUUCUAAUUCACAUCUCCAUUCUGUGAAGGGAGUCAAUACUCUGUGUCGCUGGGGCAGAUUGCAAGUUGUUAGCAUUGCUGCCUCAUCUCUGUGAUGUUGCGAGGCCAUCAGUGGAGGUUUCCAGAGGUUCAUACUGCAGCUUCCUUUUGAGCCGGUGGAGUUCCAUCUUGCCUUAGUUUUUAAAGCUGUGCCCUCUGGCUUAGCACCUUAGGAAGUGUUAGCCAUAGUCAAGCUGCCGGCCUGAUUCCAAGCCACCAUCCCCUGCCCCACCUAAUGAUUGCAUGCUCUUUGUUGGCAUGGCUCAGAGAGCAAACAUUUACAAGCCUAGGUUGAACAUUUCAUGCUAGGCUUGUGGUUGGCUUAACCUACGCCAGCACUAUUCUAGCUUUCUCUCUGGAGCAGUAAGGAAGUUGGCCCAGUUAUGCACAUAGCUUGGGUGAAUUAUUACAUGAGUGCACCUGUGGCUUCUAGAAGCUGUCAGCAUGUGACAGUGGCCACACCCGGGGAACAGCUUCGACUGGAUGGCUAAACCAGGUGAGGGUAGCCGAUGGAUAUCAAAACCUUGGUGAGACCGCUAGGGAGUUUCCUUGCAUUGUUUCUGUGGAUUGAGCAGAUUAGACUAAUAGUAGGUCCAAUGGUCAAGAAGGCAGUUACUGGUGCCAAGCAAAUUGCUCUGCUUUCCUUUGGUCUUGUCAUCUGGGCAGCCCAGAAUCUCCAGACACACUGCCCAGGCUUACGCACUGAAGAUGUCACUUCAGUGCUGCUAACACAGCUGUUUUGACUUCACCCCUAGAGGCAUACUCCAUUGUUUCUCAAGACAGACAGAUACCAACAACAGCUUAUCCAGGGUGUUUGCUCAGUGACAAACGUAUGUUAACAUUAGUAUGGUGUGAUAUUUCAUUUGAACAAUGUUUGCCUGCAAAUGAGGUCCUGUUGGGCUAACUCUUCUUUUGGGGGGCUUGUCUCCUUAACUGUUGGGAAAACAUUUCAAGAUAUGAUUGGUUUGGGGGAAAUCCUAUGAACAUAGUUAGAUAGGCAGAAGACACUUACAGGCAGAAUGUUGGGAAGAACUGGACCCAUUAGCGGCUAUUAGCGGCUUAGCGGCUAUUAACGGCUUAGCGGCUUUAAGGAAAAGGAAACAAACUCGCAAGAACUCGCAAGACGUUUCGUCUUGCGAAGCAAGCCCAUAGGGAAAUUCAUCUUGCGGAACGACUCAAAAAACGCAAAACCCUUUCGUCUAGCGAGUUUUUCGUCUUGCGAGGCAUUCGUCUUGCGGGGCACCACUGUACAUACAUCAAACAUUAUCCAUUGCAAGUCACUUCUCUCAGGACUUCCCAGUCCAUCUCUCCAUGGCAUUCUAUUCAAACCUUAUUCUGUUGCGUAUCCUGUAAAUUAUUAUCCUGAUAUAUUGUAGUCAUUUGAAGAUACUGAUGUAUUAAAAUAACCAACAAUUUGAGCUGGUGAGUCUUGAGCCAUUUUGGAAAUUCUGCCUUGGUCACCCAGUAAUUCUGCAUUGAAUCCUUUCAGAAUGUAUAUAGAAUGAAUUUGAUUUUUCCACAGUUUUAUUUAUGUGCCAAUGCCAAAGAUUCUCAGGCCAGAUCUCACAUUCACUCUGCACUGUGCGUUGACCUGUUCAUGUCUGUCAUGUUUCUAGUUUGCUGUUAGUUAUAUUUUCCAGUGCCCUUUUGGAGAAAAGGGUUGAAGGGGUGGGGUAUGCAAGCCUACUGCUGGUACAGCAAUCCGGCUCAUCCGAUUACUCUCCCAUCCAUUGCCUUUACUCUUCCCCAUCCGUUCGCCACCCACUGUAAUCUAAUGAAAGAUUAUAGGAGGAGAAGCAUCCCAGCUGUAUAGCUUCUUGACUGAUAUGAGGUGGGGAAUAUAGUGUAGUGAGGGGGCUGAAAUUCUAUAUAAGGUGGUUUUGCCAUAACUUCUUAGGUACUUCAUUUGGACAGUGGUCAAGGGCUUAAAGAGGCUGUGGCAUUGCUGGCUUCUGCUGGCAGCUGACCAUUAAGGAAGUUUACCAAAGUAUUACAAACCAUUGUGAAACACGCUCCUCUGCAGGGGGAAAUAGCCUUUAAUCCAGUGAAUGUCUCAAUUUAUGCUUUUUCUUUGCCGUGGGUGGGUGGGGCACACAGAGCUGCUUUUUAGGGUGCUGCUGGGUUCUCCAGAAACGUUUGAAUCGGGGAAGAAAUUAGGGUGAUUUGCACAGGCCGAAAUUCUACAAUAUUUUUCCAUAAAUUACAGUGAUCUAAUUGAGCAUGUUCGUUUAACUUGUAUUGGGUAAACAAGCUAAAAAUGUUGAAAUUGCUAAGCUUCCUUAAUAUUGCAUUUGCAGUUGACACCCAUUUGUUGCUACUAAUGGACUUAUGAAAUGGAAAAAAACUCCACAGAAAAUAAAGCAGAAAAAACCCUCCCUUUUUGACUCGCUAAACUCACAGGAAGAUAACUAUUUAGCCAGAGAUGGACAAUUCCUGGCAGAAAUCUUACUUGUACUGUGAGCUCCAUACUGGGCACUUCGUGUCCCCCCCCCCUUUUGAGGUGUGUGUUUGUGUGUUUUGGUUAUGUGUAAUUAGCUUUUCUGCCCACAUUUUUAAUUAUACACUCAAGUUCUUGGUCAUGGCUUGGCUACCCUACCUUCACGGAGUUGUACAAUAUCGUUUGUUUGCUUUGGUAUGUUUAAUGAUCAACCUAGGAUUAUAAUAAACAAGCCUGGUUUGUAUUCAUAUCCCCUCUGUUUAUGUACUUGGAUCUAUCACAUUACUGUGUUAUCAACAUAUUUAAAAUAUAAUUAUAUUGCAAGGUGGGGACAGGUGACUGAAUGUAAUAAAAGCCUGGCACAAAGCCUUUGCCAAUCGUAAACCUGUAUUCAAGAACAGAACCAAAUGCACCCCUUUUUCCUUUUCUGGCUUUAAACUAUGAAAAGAAUCCUUAAUUGAGAGUAAUAACAUCUUAGAAAAUUUACCAGUCAUUGUCCUUUGUUCCAUUUCCUGCUCAGAAUUAUUUUCCUUCUCUCUCAACCCCCAUCCCCUGCCCCCUGUGGUUGGGUUAGGGCUUCCCAGCUAGUUGGGAAACAUUUAGUGAAUGUGAUGGUGCAAUGUUAUGUAGUCAAUCCAUUUGGCUGCAUCAUUGAGGCCAAAUAAAGCCCUUACACGGUGAGAGCAAGGCUUUCUCAGAAGGCAUAGUGUUUUAUCCUCUUUUGAAUCGGGUGCCAAAAGAUACGCCAGGAUCUUAUUUUUGGUGUUUGUUUUGAAAAGUGGUGAAAUGCCUAAUCACAAAACAUUGCCUUCAUUCCAGAGGGCAUUACAGUGGUACCUUGGUUCUCAAACUUAAUCCGUUCCGGAAGUCCGUUCCAAAACCAAAGCGUUCCAAAACCAAGGUGCGCUUUCCCAUAGAAAGUAAUGCAAAAUGGAUUAAUCCGUUCCAGACUUUUAAAAGCAACCCCUAAAACAGCAAUUUAACAUGAAUUUUACUAACGGGACCAUUGAUCCAUAAAAUGAAAGCAAUAAACAAUGUACUGCAGUCACACAAUCAAUCAAUCAAUCAAUCAAUCAAUAGCAGAACUAGGUUCCACGUGGUCACAAAAACAAAAGAGCCACAAAAACAAAAACACAAAAUAAAUAGCAAAAACAGACAGACCUCAGCAUAACACUCAAAACGUAAGUGGCACUCAAAUCGGAAGCGUAACAUUCAAAACGGAGCAGUUCGGCUUCCAAAAAACAUUCGCAAACCAGAACACUUGCUUCCGGGUUUUCAGUGUUUGAGUACCAAGGCAUUUGAGAACCAAGGUACCACUGUAGUUUGCUCCCAGUGACGUUGGCACAUAACCAGCAUUGACUAAAUGUUUGUGACCCUCUCUUUUUCUAUCUAAAAGUUCACAGUCUUCCCAAUUCUCCCUUUGGAAUUCUGUUCUGUUUCUUACAUUCAGAAGUGCAUUCCUUCUCUCAUUCAAACCCCACUGACAAAUGUAUUCUUAUUUGUGUUCUGUUCUACCUGCUUCACCGAUUUCUCCAGUGAAAUAAGUGAUCUUAACAUUUAGAACCUCCUCAGGGCCAUUCAGGCAAACACGACUUUCUUAUAAUAGAUAAAGUACUGACAAUAUGGCUGUUAACAUAGGAGACUGGUAGCGGGAUAUGAUAUGAUUGUUUAUUCGUUAGAUUGCUUACCUGCCCUUUACCUAAAGAUCCCAGCACGGGUUAUAGCAAUAAAAUACGUAUACAGUAAUAAAACAAGAAAAGUGUAAACAACAAGGAAGGAACAAUUCCAGAUAUAAAAACAAUGCAAACAUUUAAGAACGAUUCCAUAUAUAAAAGAAGUUAAAAGUAAUUCCAGUAUAGUUGUGGGUCUGAGAUAGGAAGGGCUCUUUCCAGUGUAAUUCUGCUUCUCGUAUCUCCUGCCUUUGCCUCUGUGGCAUUGUGCUGGGGACAGGGCACUUCUUGUUCUUCUGUAGCAAACUACAGGAACCAAGGAAGGAUACCAUAGGUGUGCUUUCUGCGGAGGCACAAGGUGCCCUGUCUGUCUACCUGCCUGUUUGCUUGCCUGCCACUCUUCACCCUAAGGUCCUGAGGCGAGUGGCAUCUUUAAAAUGCAGUAUUAAAAACAGUUUGAAACAACUUUUCAACCCUAACCCUGUGAAACGCCCUCCCACCAGAUGUCAAAGAGAAAAACAAUUACCAAACUUUUAGAAGACAUCUGAAGGCAGCCCUUUUUAGGGAAGCUUUUAAUGUUUGACGGACUAUUGUAUUUUAAUAUUUUGUUGGAAGCCGCCCAGAGUGGCUGGGAAAACCCAGCCAGAUGGGCGGGGUAUAAAUAAUAUAUUAUUAUUAUUAUUAUUAUUAUUAUUAUUAUUAGGUGCAUCCUUCAAACAUAUGGCCCAAGUGUCAAAAGCCAGGGUAGAGAGGUGCGUCUUCAACAUUCUCUGAAAGUUGUAUAAGAAAGGUGCCAGAUGUACUUCUGUCGGGAGGGAUGUCCUCAACUUAGGGGCUGCCACAGAGAAGGCCAUGGACGUAGCCAAGAUUUUUGUUGGGGGGGGUAGGCUUUUUGUUGGGAGGGGCAGGCCUUUUGUUAGGGGUGGCAGAACUUCAGUUUGCUAUGUAUUUUUAUUGACUUGGGGUGGCAGCUGCCCCUCCCUGCCCUCCCUUGGCUCUGCCCAUGGAGAAGGCCCACUCCUCAGCUGCCAGCCCCCCUGCCACCUCUGAGGGCAGAGGAGCUACCAAGAGGGCCCCCUUUUGACUGAUUUCGGCACCUGAACAUGAAAGCACAGGGCAAACCCUUGACUAUUUAAACCUCAGUUUGCAGGUGCUAGCAGCUUUCUGUGUGAAGAUCUCUUCUUUCCACCAGUGUGGGGGGAAACUACUGCUUAUAUCCAGCCUUAUCUGUUCUUCAUUUCCAUUUAUACAUUCGCAGCUGUUUGUUCUUAAUCCCAUUUCUGUGGUAGUAAACUCCUUCCCUUUUAGGAGUGAGAAGCUGCUGGUCCUGUGCUCUGAGCAGUAGCAAAGCGAUCGGCAAGAGAGAAGGGCCUCUUGAAAAGUGAUUGUAUUUGGAUUGUUAAAUUUAUAAUAGAAAUACAGAGUAUUCUACUUUUAUUCUUCAUUCAAAAGAUCUUAGAAUGAGCUGUUGCUUCAUUCUGAGGAGAUGGAAAGGUAAAUAAUUUGAGGCAUAUUACUUGAGCUCUAUUAGAGGAAAGGAAAUUUCUGCCUUUUCUAAUUAGGGCUGGAGGGGGGGACCCUCAAAAUGAACUGAGUCGCCAUAAAAGUGCAUUUUAGACUUCUUUGCAUAAUCCAUCAGAUACAACUAGAAUGAUAAAAUUAAAACUGGUAAUGUGCAGUAGUCAUCAUUCUUUAGAAUCUUAGUAAAUUAUAAUAAUCUUUCAUUUUAUUGCUGGCUGUAUUAAAAAAAACACACCAAAGUACUAUUUCCCAUCAAAAGUUAUGAAUUUUGGCAGAGAAAGUGACAGCGACAUCUGCUCAAGGCUGUUGGGGUUUCUGUUAUAAACUAUCAAAUCUUAAUAGUGGAGAGAGCGUGAAAAAUUCCUCUUUGGAGUGGUUGGCCGUAUCUGUAAUGCAGAAUGCAGCUGUUUAGAACUGGAGCAGGUUGAAUUUCAACAGGGAGCCUGUUGAGGCUGGAGUUUAGCAUUGCUCCCCUUGCUCCCAGUGCCUGUUUCUGGGGAAUUUCAAGAGAGCAGGAAUGAUUUCAUGGUCUUUGUAGCCUGUGGAUGUUGAAGUGUUUCUUUUUUAGCAUAUGGGGGGCAGUAUUGAAUAAAUUAUUCUGUGCAAUGCUGUCAUGUAUAUCCCAUGGGUUAUUUUGUUCAGGUGUCAACUGCCUUUGUUGGUUAAACUUUUUUUUUUUUAAUGAUUCUGUUCUGAUUCCCUUAAUAAGAGAGUAGGUUCCAUGGAAUCUGGUUUCAGAUGCCAAAGACUUGUUGGACGAACCAUGGACUCUCGAGUUCACGGGUGGUUUACAAGGAGAGAAUGUUUGUGGCUUAAUGCAUGGGGCAAAAUAUAACGCUGAACCAAUUAUUGCUAUUAGUAGUAAUUAACUUGUAGCAGGUUGAAGUUCAGUUUCUGUCAGUCGCACUUUAUUACGUGCAUGGAAGGAGCAUCAAGAUGCAUCUUAAAACCGGUUAAAUCCUCCCACAGCCGAUCAUCUCUGCUGAAUCACUCAAAGGCAGAUGACUCUGGAAGCAACAGCUUGUGAUGACAUUAAGGAAGCAAAAGACCUUGGCAUCCAUUAAUGUGGUCUAGUGGCGGUAUAAAGAAGAAGAAGAAAAUCUGCAAGUAACGAAAACAUCUUUUGGCAAAUGCGUAGGCCUUGGGAAGGGAAGAGAAAUUCAAGCAUAAUAGGUGGAUUGCCUUCAAGAACCAUUUGUGGGUGUUAAUUAUCUUUGAAUUGCAGUUGCGCUUAUAAUAAGAUGUCACCAGGCCAAAGAGGAGAAGAGAUUUUCCCCGUUCUGCAAUGCCUAUUACUGGUUUUAAACUAAAUGGGUUGUUCCAACACUUGCAGAAAAGAAACACAACCUUGAUUUUUCUAGGUGGGAAGUGGAGGAAGGGAAGGCUCCAAACAGUCGCUUUCCAAGAUUGCUUCUUGCCUCUGCAGCACAUGCAUCCUCUGGGAUCACUACUUGUUCUUUACAAGGGUUGUUGGGUGUGGUUUUUUUUUUUAGUUUUCUAGUAGAGAUUUAUAUUAAUAAGCCAAAAGCCCUUUUUCAAUGCAUUUUGGAGUACAGGAGAGAGGACUUGUAUAAUGAUUUUUAGGGCACCGCCAGACUGUCAAUGUUGCAGGAGGGAUUCAAGCAAAUAAUGGAAAUUUAGGUUUGCACAAUUGAACUGGGCUAAAGAACUCUGCCGCCCUAUGCCAAGGAACGCCUUUGAGUCGGGGGGAGGAGAAGAGUCAGAGCGGGAACAGUCAGAAGGAGACAGAGAGGAAGUGAUGGAAGGGGAAGAGGUAGAGAGCCAGGAGGUGGGAAGGCUCUCCGAUGUUGAAGCAGAGCCCCAGCACCGCACAGGGAGCUCAGGAACAGACGGAGAGCCUGUGCCUGUGCCUUCAGGACAGGAAAGGAGAAGGUUAAAGCACAGGGAUCAGAGACGUCCCAUGAAGCUGCCCCGUCUUUUCUGUUGGAGGAGAAACAGGAGAAGACCACUCCCCGAAUCUGAACCGGACAAUUUGGAUGCAUGAUUGUACUGUGCUGCUUGUACAUAUGUAAAAUAAAGAACUGUAAAUAUCUCUCUGAGUGAGCAGAGGGUGCUUAUUGCGAAGAGCAUACACAAACCAUCACAUCCUAGGACAACAAAUCUAUUUUAUUUUUUUAAUGUUGUUAGGAAAGUGAUGGAGGAAUGUGCUGAAAAGUCAGUGGUGAAGACUGAUUAACGGGAAGACGUAUAUACACCCAGCAAACAAAUUAGGAUGAAUCUUCCCUGUUGCAUAACUGCCCUGCAAGCAAAUCAGAAUAAAUACUCAAUAAACAGGUCAUCUGGAGGAGUCCUUAGAGGGGAAACCUUUGUGCUCUGAAUCUAAAAUAAUCCGUGGAGCAAUUCAAGAUGUGGGAUUGGUACAGUGCAGGCUGCAAAUGACUUCCAUGUGGCUGGGGCUCCUUGCGCCUACAGUUGUUUUUGCAAACUUUGAGCCUUGUGACUUUGUCUUUUGCAUGGAAUGCCUCUGGAUUACUGUAACUUGCAGCAUCUCUUGUAAAAAAGGUGUCACUGAUAAAAGGGUGUUCCAUACGUGUUGACGUUUACUGGUGUAGCAAUAACUGUGUGGAGCCACACUCACAUGGGAGUGUGUUUUCUUGGCUACCACUAUGGUAAUGUCACAUUUGCAUUGAGGUCAAAUAAAGCAAGCUCUGAUAAUUUGAUCAGCAGAAAGGAUUUGAAUAAAUAUUGUGGGCUGCAGCUAACGUGCAAUUUUUUAUCCAUGCACUUAAUAAAAUUAGCAUAUCAAGUUUCAUAAAUGUGGCAGAUGGCUGAACGCCAGUUGGACAUACUUCAUUUCUCUUACAGGAUUUUUAUUCUGAAAUUGCUACUGCCCAAAGCAAAAUAUUUUGAUAACUCUUGAUAAUUGGACAGAAAUCGCGACGGUUGAGAAUCUGGGGCUGUUUCCAUUUCUGCUGUUAUGUUUGUACAGUGGAACUGUCCUCUCCCUUUCAGAGGAUUCAGGGAGCAAAUUUUGGGAGUGUGCAGGGAGAGAAAGGGGGAAGUCCCAUCGUGCAGGCAGAACUCAGCUCACAUGGUGUUGGACACAAUCCGCAGUGAAUUGGACCUGCUUUUUAUUAUUUUGUGGUUCGGUUGUUGUCAAAAUUUUUGUAUCUCCUAACACAAAGUGCCUGUAGGCAACUUAAAGUAAUAAUUAAAAAUACAACAGUACGUGAUUUUUAAAUACAUUCAUUAACCUCAGUGACAAAAUUCCAAUUUGAACCAAACACUAAAGAAAAACAAAAUCCCCACUGAGAAUAUUAAAAUUACUAUCUGGGAAAGGUGGCACUGCAAAACAAGAAAACUGCUGCUACAACAUAUAGAACAAUGAAAACACUAAAAAUGAAAAGAAAAGAACUGGUCGGUGAGUGGAAGGAAGAAGUCUUCACCUGCCUCUAACUUUCAUCUUUUGCAUACACAGCAGACAGACAGUGACUAUUCAGGCAGCCACUCUUGUCUGUUUUAGCACUAGUUCGAGACUCCAUGUCAAAAGGAAAGAGAGCCAGCCCAUAGCUAGGUGUCUUUGCAGAAUCCGCAGCAGAAAGGUUGACCCUGCUUCAGCCCCUCAUGAUUCAAAUGCAAUGCAACAGCAGCACGUGCAGGAAUCCGUGCAUUUCCUUCUUGGAAAUUCUGCAUCCGGGGAAAUCCCAGCUGUUCAAAACAAGAGUCUUUCUAACAGACUGCUUUUUUUCUUUUUCUUUUAAUACUGUUGCAUGUUUGAACUUAUCCCUACAUUCAUUCAGGUGGUAACUUAACAGAAGAAUUCUACAUACUUCUCAGAAGCUGUUCUGGUCUUUGGGCCAAUGGCCAGCAUUUGCCCUCCACUGGUCUAAAAGUACACAAUUGCCUUAAUUGCUUUCGAAAGCAAAUCUGAUCAAAGCAGGGUUCUAGAAGGCAAUGAGGAGAGAAAGGGGAUUGUGCCUUUCUGUAGCUCUGGCAUAUGUAGUGUCUUUGAGUGGGGUGCUGGUGGAAAAGCUCACAUCAGCCUUACUGCUCCAUGGGGAAUGAACUGGAAGCCAGAUGGGUAGAGCACUGGUGUUGAAGCAGACCUUUUUGCGACUUGUUUUCAAUAUGUAUUCCAUAAUACCUUUUGCUAGGAAGAGGCAGAAACAAACUGCCCAGAUUCAAUCGUUGGUGUCUCCAGGUAGGGCAGGGAGAACAAUAUUGUAGACAAUAUUAAGCUAGAUGGAUCAGUGGUCUGGCUUGGUAUAAAGCACUUUUCUGAAGUGUCCCCUCUCCUUAGAAGUAGUAUAACCUCUGCAUGUAGUUUAGUGGUUGGUUUUUGGUUUGGUUUUGCAUGUGGAGGUACAGGGACUUUGGGGGGACAAGUCCUGAUGUCCCCCAGGAUUGGUUGAAGCACCAUCUAUGCCUGGAUUGCAGGAAUAGGGAACACUUUUGAUCCAUGCAAUGAGUGCCAUCUGGAAAUUAAGUAUUUUCAUUUGUGACAUGGUUAAUCUGGAAUUUGAGUCCAAGGUUGUUGAGCUAAUUGGAAGACUUGCCUUUUUCCUCUCCAGAAUUCAGUAAUUGA